GUUGAAAGGUGUCCCGGAAGUGAUACAUACAGCAUGGCAAAAUAAGUGCAGAUCCUAAGGAAACUGUGCAGUUCACGUGUAUCAGGAUUGUUUGACUUUAUUUUGUAAUAGGUGUAUAGUAGCAAGUAACAAUAUGAAGGAACAAUUCAGGGAGACGGAUGUGGCCAAAAAGAUGUGAGUGAUUCCAAACCUAAUGCAAUUAUUAAAUAAUAUUAAACCAGAUGACAGCUUCAUACACUGCAUGCUAUUAUGCUGAAACACCACAGUCAAUAUUUAAUAGUAUUUAUUAAUUGGGUCCCAGACUGACCGUAUUUUACAUGUACAUAGUAUCUUAAUAGAAAGAUUAAUAUAUAAAUAAAAAAUAAGUGAUGUUAUUCAGGAUAUGGACCAUAAAAUCCAAAAUGCAAGUUGUAUUUUUCAGUGCUUUUAUAAUGGUUUAAUUGGUAAAAGCCCCUAUGCCUUUACAAAAUGUUAUUUAAGGUACACAUCACAAUUCUUGGAAAUGAAACUAAUGCAUCAAAUGAAUUAAUAUUAUAGUUUAUAAAGCAAAGGUGUGUGAUGAAUAUGGCAUGUUUGGAGUGGUGAAUGAUGAACACUGCAAUAUACUACUGACAAGUACAUAGUGAUCAAUACACUAAAGGUAUUGAAUGCAAAUAUGGUAGACUCUAAUCAUAAAACAUUAAAUAGUAUGGCAAAUUUACUUGAAUUUAACUUGUUGAUGGUUAUGAAAUUUGUCAAGAAAGAACAGAAUGCAGUGCAGUAUCCAGAUUGGCAUUUGGUUGAUUUGAAAUACUUUGUCAGGUAUCAGAGAUUACAUUGAUGAAAUGUUAAAGUGUUACUCCAAGCAUCAUCAUCAUUCCAGCCCGCUGUUGUAGUUAUGGUGCCAGUAGUACUCUGGCCCAGUUCCCUGUUAAUGUGGCAAUCUCUUUAGCAACAGUUUCCCCACUUAUCUGGGUUCCUUCUGGGGUCUCAUGCUCCCUGGUGAUGCACUUCUGAAGGGCUGCAAAAGCCAGAAGCCCUGGCUAACUACUCUCAGCCAAUUAGUGCAAUGAAAGUUGCAUAGAAUUGACAUUAGCCAGCUGGGAACUCUUGUUUCAGGCUAGCUGAUGACACUGCUGGAGGUGGAGUUACACGUUUAACAACAGAGUGGUUAAGCUCCAAAUUUGCAGCAUUUCAAAGAGAAAGCUUGUUCAUACAGACCUCAGUCACCAUGCUUACUUCACUAAAGUGGUUAUGGUGCUUUUAGUAACCCUUGGUAGCUCCAACCAAAAUCCAGUGUUUUAAAGGGACACUCUAAGCACACAAAAAAACGUCAUCUUAAUGGAGUGAUUUUGUGUAUAGAUCAUGCCCCUGCAGUCUAAGCUCAAUCCUCUGCCGCUUUAGGAGUUAAAUAUUAGCCGUUAAACAAUUCUAUUUAUGCAGCCCUAGUCUCACCCCCCUGCAUGUGACCUACAGUUUGAAAUGAAACUAUUUUUCAUGUUGACUGUGUGAAUCACAGCCAGAGGAGGUGUUGCAUAAACAAAAGUAAAUGUGUUUUAGAUCAUAAAUGGCAGAGAAAUGAGCAGUGAGACUGCAGGGUUAUGAUCUAUACAUUGAAAUUGCUUCAUGAAGCUAAAGUUGUUUUUUAGCUUAGUGUCCCUUUAAAAACAAAGUACUUGUUUUGGUUACCUUGUUAUCCUGAUGUGUCCAUCCCUAAUUCCAAUAAAGAAAUAAACAAACGAUAAACUAUCCUCUUUUUCAGCUCCAAGGCCAAAUUCUCCACUCAGCCCAAUCCUUCUCUGCUGAUGUCACUCUCCCUAGCUGCCAGGAGAGGGAUGUAGCCGGAGGAGGACAUGGCAUGCUAUCAAUGUUAACGACAGGCAUUCAAAUAUGCACAGAAUUGAUAUUAUCCAACCCCAAACUCUUGUUCUGGGCAGGCUAAUAACACCCCAAUGAUGCUGCUGGAGGUGGAGUUACACCUCUGGCAGCAGGGGGAUUUAAAUUGGAAUGUGUAGUGUUUAAUUGCGAAAGGUUGCUAUUACAGACUUUAGGCACAAUGACAACUUCAAAUCACUAAAUUGGUCAUGGAGCUUGGAGUAACCCUUUAAAAACCACUACUUCGUGUUUGAUUGACUACUGGUCCUAAAUUCACACAAUCAUUUUACAGCUUUGCUCAGAAUUUGGAGAACUGCUAUCAGAGGCAUGGGAAUUAAAACAAACAAAAAAUAUCUAUCUGUUCAAGGGACUCUAGUGGCCCUCUAAGCUUCUUUUUCUGGCUAGAUUAAUGCCCCUUCCUAGAUCGUGGAUGUUGCGUUCUAAACCACUGCCCCCUUAGUGUCUCUCCAUCUGUUCCUGCCAUAAUGUGAUAUGCAUGCUUGUUGUGUGUAGUGUGUAUACAGACUGUGCUGGCUCUCUUUAAUGUGCAUGUGUGUGCAAUCUAUAUGGAUUGCUGGCUGUAUGAAGUGUAUGUGUGCUCCUUCUGUCUGUGUAUCAUGUGUACGGUUUUAUCUUGUCUUUUACUUAAAGGGUUUUCCCAAGCACCAUGACUACUUCAGUGAUUUGAAGUAGUCAUGGUGACUGGAGUCUGUAUGUGCAGCAUUUUGCUUCAGAAUGUUCCCCAUAUAGAAAUUAACAUCAUGGCUCCUGGAGAUGUAACUUCUGGCAGUGGCAUUAGCCAGUCCCUUGCUGGCUAAUGUCAGUUCCUUGUCAAAUUGGCAUUUGGAUUGGGUUUCUACUACUUUCAGAAUAUUCUGUAGAUGUGAUGAUUGAAAAGCUUCUGUCAUUAAUUUGAUUGUCUCUCCUGUUAAUGCUACAUCAGAAGCCACAUCUGUUUCGGGGUGAAGUCUGCAGAGCAGAUGCGACAACAGGCUCACAUUCAGGUGGUGAGCAAGAGUUUGUACAGCCAAGACAAUAACCAUUCACCCCUUCCAUUUGGCGUUCUAGAUCACCGCAUGGUAAGCCUUAUUCAAUUAUGCUAUAAUAGAUCAUUAUGUAGCAAAUGUCUGAAAAUAUUGAUUUCUAAAGAAAAAUUUAGUUUGGUUGGGCUUUAUUUUAUGUUUAUGUAAUGUUUUGUUCAGCCACUAGAUGGUGAUCAUUCUGUUUGUUGCAAAGCUCUUUUUUUAUUGUUCUUAUUGACGUUAGUCUAUAAUGCUAUAUUUUACACCUAAUAGUGUAUUUAAACCACAAUUUGACUGAAAUACACUAAUACACAUGAGAAAAGAGUUGCAAUCUCAAUUUUUUUUUUUUUUGUAUUCCUAUGAACCUUACUGGUUUAUAGCUGUAGUACGUAAACCUUUUGUAUCCCAAUCGUGGUAUGAGGCCUGAGUAUAUUUUAGGACCAACGACCCCAGUAGCAGGCAUUGUGCAACCAGGAAUCCCUUAGGGCAGGCAUAUUUAACUCUGGCAACCCUGAUUUUGCUGAACUACAACUCCCAUGUUUCUCUCGCCAUCUAUGGCAUUUGAAGACUUUUGGGUGUUGUAGGCCAUCAGUAUCCUGGGUUUCAGGGUUUGACAAGAAUCGACUAUACCAUAGUGAUAAUGAGUAUUUUAUUAUGAAAACAUAGUAGAGUUUGCCAAAUGGAUAACUGCAGGAUUGGUGUGUUUUUAAGAUUUCAGGGAAGUGAAGAUUUAAGUGUGUGGAGAAUUAUUAGAGAAAGAACUAUAAGAAUGAAAUCUGAAUUAAAAUUAAAUGUAGGAUAAAGCUCUGUGCUUAUUGACGUUUUUAAACACAAAUAGCAUGUUUAUAUACCUUUUAAAAGUUAACCAGCAUUUUUAAUGUGGAGAUAGGAUUGAGAAACCUUAUUGGAUGUGUGUUUUUUCUGAUCUGUGCGUUAGUUCAUUAGACAGAUGUAUUCCCCCAAAAUAAAAGAGAAUAAUGCAUGGUUUACCAAUAUUUAGGUUCCAUAAUUUCCCACAAAAACUAUAUGUUCCAAUCUGCCUGGAAUGAGUAGGAGUUAAACUCCUGAGCAGUAGGUGGCACAUUUUAAUGCUCACCAAUCCCAGACAGCACUGGGACAUUUUUAUAUACACCAGUGCUCAGUCGUGUGUAUAUAUGUGAAAAACAUGUCACAAGUGUUUUUGUAUACUUUUUUUGUGAUUCAGGGAACAAGUGAAAAGGACCGACCCUGUCUAACCUGUGGAAAGAACCUGGCAGAUUGCCUGGGGCACUAUGGCUAUCUAGACCUUGAAUUACCUUGCUUCCAUGUUGGGUAUUUCAAAGCUGUGAUUGGCAUAUUACAGGUAAGUACAUUCACAAUUCUUGCUUACGUAAGGGUGUAUAGUGUCUGCAGUCCCUGCUGUCAUCCUUCCAUUCAGCAUUAACCCCUUAAGGACAGAGGUAAUUGUCCAUUUUAACUGUGAAAGUCAUAAUGCUGUCCACUUUUAGUGCAAAAAAUACACGUUUGUAUGCUGUGAUCAACCCCAUGUACAGGUUUCAUUGUGUUUUGGAAAGUUACAGAGUCAAAUAGAGAGCUUGCCCAUUUCAGUUUUUACACGUUAAAAUUUGCCAUAUUCAUUUGCUGGGCCUAUAUUGCCUUUGAGACCGUAUGGCAGCUCAGGAAUGAAAAUUAUACCCAUCAUGGCAUACCAUCUGCAAAAGUAGACAACCCAGGGUAUUUAAAAUGGGGUAUGUCCAGUCUUUUUUAGGAGUCUGAUUAGGCUUUUUCCCUAGUACAUAAAUGCUUUAAGUGACUAGAAUAUUUAUGGCAGGUAUCUAUACUCAUGGUGAAUAGAUUGCACAGUUUUCAUGUUACUAUCUUCCCUUAGAUGAUAUGCAAGACAUGCUCUCAUAUCAUGUUGACUGUAGAAGAGCGGAAACAGUUCCUUGACAACUUGAAGAGACCUGGUCUUACUUACCUUCAGAAAAGAGGUCUGAAGAAGAAAAUUUCAGAAAAAUGCCGUAAAAAAACAACUUGUCUAUUCUGCGGGGCUUUCAAUGGUGAGAAACUAUGUGGAAGUUAUUGGUAAUUUUAUGUUCACAGAAUAGUGUUUACCAGAGUUCGAAGAAACUAUAAAAAAACAACACUAAUUUGGUUAAAUUUGCCUGUUGAGUUUUUUUUUUUCUAAUUCUGCAUUUGCAGGUGAGUUCUUGUUAAUGUUAAAAUUAAUCUCUGGUCUCUUACCAGGUUCAGUGAAGAAGUGUGGCUUGCUGAAGAUCAUUCAUGAGAAGUACAAGAGCACAAAAAAGGUGGUGGAUACAGUUGUUUCUCACUUUCUGCAGUCGUUUGAGACGGCCAUAGAGCAUAAUAAAGAAGUGGAGCCUCUACUUGCACGGGCACAGGUGAGAUUGUCUGUCUGUUUAUUUCCUUGCCACUCCAGUUCCAAGGUCCCUUUAAUUAGGCUAGGCUAGAGAAGGAGAGCAUACAGCACUAUCUAGCAAUCAAAACUGAUAUUGUGUGACCUCUCACCCACUCCCUUGCCCGGAUUCAAAACUUUUCUGGACCUCUAUUGAUCUAAUUCAUGGAUCUGAAAAUCUUUAUGUAUUUUUUCUAAUUUCAUAUUUUUUUUCAAUUUCAUUCAAUUACAAAAAUACAGACCGUGAAAAUCAAUUCAGUUGUUAUUUUACUCUAUUUACUUUUGCAUAUGUUUUGAAUAAUGUAUAUAGGAUUAAACGGACAAAGAAUUUGUCACUUUAGAAGCACCUUAGAUACUAACGUCUGAAGCUUGUCUUGUUUCUUACAGGAGAACCUGAACCCACUCGUAGUGCUUAACAUACUGAGACGUAUUCCUGCUGAAGAUGUUCCAUUACUGCUCAUGAAUCCAGAUGCAGCAAGGCCCUGUGACCUGAUCCUGACUCGACUUCUGGUUCCCCCACUUUGCAUUCGCCCAUCUGUUGUGAGUGACCUCAAAUCUGGCACCAAUGAAGAUGACCUCACCAUGAAACUGACAGAGAUCAUAUUUUUAAAUGAUGUAAUUAAGAAGGUGAGUCAUCCAGUGCAAUUCUUGUUAUUUUUACAUAGACUUUUUAAUGCAUUUUUUUUAUUUAUUUGAAUGUAUUUAUUUUUUCUGCAUGAGCUAGUUGCUUUGUUUUGAAUGGAAUUGCUGCACGUAGUCACCAAUCUUGAGCACCCAGUAAAAUGUUUUAGCCAUAUUUGGGGUCCCUACAUAUCCUUAUUUAAUGAUUCCGAUAAAUCCAAAAUUAAAGAAAAUCAUUAGAAACCACCAUGUAGAACAUGCAUCAUCUUAUUGAGUAAUCUCUGAUUCUAAAACGUGUAACAAUCUAUAUACCAAAUAUCUUCAAGAUGGUACUUUCUAGACUCACUUUGCCUUGACUAAAUAUCUGAGUAACAUCAUUGAUCUUAUUAAUAGCUUUACUUAUGAGUAGUUCUUUAUUUGGUUUACUUCUAAAUAUGUUAAAGGUACACUCCAAGCACCUGAACAACCACAGAAGCUUUAAAUCAAGCAUGUCAAACUCGCGGCCCACAAGGACCAUCUUUGCAGCCCGGUGAGCCGCGAGAACAUGCUACUGUUAUAGCAGAGUAGGCACCUGCUUUCCCCACAUUGCAGGUGCCUACUCUAUCAUUUACCCGGCCGAGGAGGAGAGGAAGGUGAUUGCAGCAAGGGAGCUUAGUGAUCCAGCUCCUCACUGCUUCCUCACGCGCCGACUAAAGUGAAGCCGGGCACUGGAAUAUGACGUCAUAUUCCGGCAUUACUAAACCGCGUGCGGGAGCAGUGAGGAGCUGGAAGGACCCCAGGGAGAUGCCCCCCAUUGGCUCCAUAAGGUAGAGAGCAAUAAAGAAAAGUAUGUGUUUGUAAGUGUGUGUGUCUGUCAGCGAGUGUGUGUGUGUGCGGCCCACAUAAACAUAAACCUUGUAAGUGUGGCCUGUGCCACACUUUGAGUUUGACAUGCUUGCUUUAAAUGAAUAUGUGAAUAAGACAGAAAGCUAUACUAGCUGGAUGACAGAUGGAGGGUGCAUCCAAGAACUUUUUUAAAAGUGUUGUUCUCUGUCCAUGUUUUACUUUUGUUAAAUAAGACAGAGGUAACCUUUAGUUACCUGCUGAAGUGCUUUUUUGCUUUUAUCUCCUUGUAGCACAGGAUGACGGGUGCCAAGACCCAAAUGAUUAUGGAGGAUUGGGAUUUUCUGCAGCUGCAGUGUGCUUUGUACAUAAACAGCGAGCUCUCAGGAAUCCCUAUGAAUAUGGCUCCCAAGAAAUGGACACGUGGGUUUGUCCAGAGGCUGAAGGGAAAGCAAGGUGAGCUAUUCUGACUUCAUCUUCACAACACUUAUUUUUUGAAUUCUUUAUUUUUUUUGUCAAUCUUUCUUUUAUUAAGGCAAGCGAAAUGGGUUACAGAAUAAAGAGAGGGAAAUGUACGAGUGGUAAACAAUAAAGGGUUAAUACAUCGUUAACAUUGAUGAUUACAUUUCCUGUUUUGUAAUGCCUCAUUUUUGGUUUUAUGUCUAACGAAAACAUAUUAUAGACAGAAAAAGUGCCUGUCUACAUAGACUAUUAAGAGAGUAAUACUAGGCUAUGCAAAGUCUUAGACAUGGUACACGUUUUACUGAAGCUAAGCUUGUGACAAUACGAUUAAUGUUGAAACACUAAGGGAUGACAUUACGCAUCUCAGGAUACUAACUUGCUAUACCUAUAGGUGAUAACGCAAGACACAAUAGCUAUUAAUACUAUGCAAGUAAUUAUCCUGACCUGGUGAUACAUAACUAUGUAAUGCUUGUUCCAAGAGAGAGUAAGUCUGUCAGCUGAGAGUCUAAGAUUAAAGUAUCAUGCUGAGUGAACCACCCAAUCCUGACAUCAUCAGUAAAGCCUCUAGCUAUGCUGAUAGGGACCGAAAUAAUAUGCAGGCGUAAAUGGUCGCCAUAUUGGUGACCCCCACAAUGCCGAGCAGAUGAUGUUAAACAGAGUGUUCAUACCCCCGAUUAUAGGGCUUCAGGUAAUAAACAGAUCAAUUUCCAAAAAGCAUAACACGUAAGGAGUAUGUCGAAGGUAUGUGGGUGUUUCUUUAUUUUUGAUGUGCAAAAGGUUUACAACAAGCCCGCAUUGCCAUGAUAGCAUAUGCAGACAAUGCAUAACAUACAGCAUCACAACAUGGGAUGAAAUUGCACGGUUUUUGUAUAAUAAAAAUGUAUACUGGGGUUGAGUGUUGUCGGUGAGAACCCAUAGUGCCCCAUGGAGCGUCCUGGGAGUGAUAGUCGUGGUGCGUACCAAUUUAGUAACACCAAGAGAGGCCUGGCAGAGUAGUGGACUAUUAAAAAACUGAUUGAAUGCCAAUGUGAAUAGUUUGUCCCCUAAAUGACUAUAAAUGUAGUGUGGGCGGAGGUACUCAGUCGGAGUACAGGAGCUCCAUCAGUUUGCUUUCAAGUCGCCAAAGCUUGACUGGGGUACUUCUGGAGUUUUUCCACCCAACCAGGGCUCUCCUUCCAGGCAGGUAUCGUCCCCUCUGCCUCAUACACUGCAGCCCCUCUUCCAGGCAUGUAUUCACAUUCACCUGCAAUAUUAUAGCUCUUAUCUUUAAAAAGACACUUGCGGCUCUCAGACCUAGCUCUCUUGCUUUAUCCCAGGGCUCGAGGAAUCCUGCAAACAGGUCCUAAUACUUUUUCACUGGGAUCCCUGGGGGUGGGGGGUGUCUGGCAUAUUAAGAUUAGUUGUGUAAUAAGGCGAGAACAUAUUGCAAUGAAACAGCAGAUUGGAUCAUAAAAUCCUACAAUUACUGUGUAUUAAGGUAAAGCCAGAUACGGCUAAAAAUAGAAAUCAAAGAAAAUAUAAUGAAAAAGAGUCCAGCCAGUGUCAGCCAUUGUCCACUUCUGAGCAGGAGAUGAAGGAAGCUACCUUCCGCAUGUCCACAAGGUGUUUGUAGCUGUGUUAGAGGCUUGUGCUUUAUAAGCCCGCUCAGUGAGGAACAAUUCAGAUUUAAGAUUAUUGCGCUGUCACUCAUCGUACAGCCGUUUCUUCAUGGCCUUGUAUGACGUGUGAAGCUGUUUCACGUUAUUUGUUUCACAGCACCAGCAUUGCGAUAAGGAGGAGAUGUCCUCCUCUGUUGCUUUAACCCAGUCAGCAAUAGCUACUACCUCCUCUUGGACCCCCACUAGAUCUGCUCGAAAAAGGUCCUGGAUAUUGACCAUAAGGUCCAUGAUGUCGCCUUAUGUAGCUGGGGCCGUCUGGUGCUCUGUCUGUAGGUGAGUUGCCGGCUGUUCAGCCUCCGGUAUAGGGUCAAGAGCAUCCAACAAUUCCUCCUCGGAGGAUGAGCUGGGAUUUUCAGGCUGCUUUGGCCUAGGCCUCGCUUGAAAGAGUUGCACAUGCUCUGGUUACCGUCCCCAAGAGGGUCUUAAGCUUUUUGGAGCUUUUCCCCAUGGCGUCGGAUUGCGGCAGCGCUGGUAAUGAUUUUAGGUAUUUUAGCCAAUGAAUCCGUAGAUAUGCAACCACUCUCUGCACCGUCCAAGCUGCACCCCACCGUUUAAUAAUAAACUGUAGAAUUUUUUGAUGAACAUGGGCUGCGUGUAUUCUAUUAAUUUGUUGGGGUUUUCUUGUAAUUUAUUUAUUUUAUUUUUUUUUACUUUACAACUUACAAGCAAAACAUAUUAGUGAACUUAUGGUAUUAACGGCACACCCCAUCCUCAUAAUAACUUUAGCUUAAUUAAGCUAUUUUGAGGGCAGGGGUGUCUUCAUUUAGGGAUUAAACAGUUUUGAUGAUUUAAUGCUUGAUUUUGGUGCCUGACACUUUGCCACAGUAAACAUGCAAAUCGUGGUCACAUUCAAAUAAAACAUAUGUUUUGUGAACAUUCAGACAUUCUCAUUAAACAUUUGUUUGUAAGAAUGUCACCAUCUCUACAGCUGUAAAUGUGCUUGAUGUUAAUCUGUCUCCCUAUAAUUGUCUGCUACAACAUUGUCUGAUGCUUCAUUUAAAUUUAAAUGAAGAAACAGAUGCACACAUAUCCAGUGUGACACAUAGCUUAAAACCAAAACCAGUAAUUAAAAUGACAUGUACGUAUAGCCUCCUAGUUAUAAGUUACAACAACCAUGCUGGUCUGGUGAAAAACUUCUUCAGUAAAAAACAAAAAUAAAAAAUAAAAAUAAGGAGAGAGAGUGUAAUGAGUUAAAAGGUACCAUGUAGAGCCCAGAGCCAGGGAUUUUUUUUUUGUAAUUUUGAGAUUUGUUACAAACUUGAAAUAGAACAUAGAUUUCAAAAAGUACAUCCUUGUUGCCAUGCUGCAGUGAUGUUAGAUGCCGCGAUUUCAUCCUAAGAGUGGAUAACAGUGCAAGGGUCCUGUAAGAUGAGCUGAGUGUUACUUGCUGAAGCACAGCUCUGUGUGGCAUCCAGUGGCUCUAUGUGUUGGGUGGACAAAGAAAAAUGUAACUUACCCUUCCCGUGGUCGAUUUAUGGAUGGAAAUAUUGAGCCUAAUCCCUUUAAAUAUGUUCAUACAUCCCCUGAAAAGUUUACCCAUAUGGGAAAAAAAACCAAACGGCAUUCAUUUCUUGUGUGCAUGACUUUCACUUUUAGUAAAUAAAUUAUGGUAGGGGAGAAAAAAAAAAAAAAUGUUCCUUACAGUGUCACUUUGACCACCCAUUCUCUUUCAGGUCGAUUCAGAGGAAAUCUCUCUGGUAAGAGAGUAGAUUUCUCUGGACGUACUGUGAUUUCUCCUGACCCAAAUCUCAGAAUUGACGAAGUUGCUGUUCCUGUCCAUGUAGCUAAAAUAUUGACCUUUCCCGAAAAGGUGAGUGCUGACAGGGCUUUUUCUUUCAGUCUGUAAUUGUAAAUAUUGAUAUAACAUAAUGGCACAAAUGGAAAAAAACCAAACACAUGUAGCUUAUACACUUCACAUUCCAAGAAGAUAAAACGUUGUUUUUUGGGGGUUUUUCCCCAGUCAUGAAAAGUCACACCCUUUACGUAAGACUGUGUUUGGGGAUGUAGAAUACACAUUUACUCUCCUGUUAAGGCUACAAUUAAAUAGUUUUCUAGUGCUCAAUCAUACUACUGCUAACUCUGUCCUUUUAAAGUGAUUCUAGUUUGAGAAUCCCUACAAAACCAUCACAUACUUGCUCUAUUGCUCUAUUUUUGACCAAAAUGGAUAAUGUGGAUGAGAUUUUCAUUCUUCUCCUUUCUGCUUUGUAUAGGUAAACAAGGCAAAUAUCCACUUUAUGCGGAAAUUAGUGCAGAGUGGGCCAGACGUUCAUCCGGGAGCCAACUUCAUUCAGCAGAGACACACCCAGAUGAAGAGGUUCCUUUUUUAUUUGUAUUAUAUCCAGUUGUGUAAACUCCUAUACAACAGUGUUAUGGAAUUGAAAUUAUGUUUAUAUGUAAUCCCCAUUGCUAGACAUGCUUUACUAUGUUCCAAGGUUUUACAAUUUGGGAUUAAUCUAAUAAUAAUGUUUUGGCUAUUCUGUCUUGACUGGUUUUGGGUGGUCAGAUGUGGCCUGCUAUGUGAUGCAUCUAAAGGCACAAAUAGACGUGCUUGGGUGAUGAUAGAAUGUUCUAAACCUAUAUAUUCCUGCUGCCACAGUUUGGAAUUAGAGUUCUCCAGUUCCAGCCACCUGUGAGUAAUUGAGAUAUGCUGGCCACUAUUUAACUCGUAAUCUCAUCAGGCCACCAGAACAUAUGCCUCAACGUCAUGGGUAGUAAGGACAUAUUAAUCCCCAUUGACUUGGUUUUAAUGGAAUGUUUAUAUAGUGAAUACAUAAGCACUGACUGUUCUGUCUUGUCCAUUAUUAUUGGGUAGAUUCUUGAAGUAUGGAAAUCGUGAGAAGAUUGCUCAGGAACUGAGGUUCGGAGACGUUGUGGAGAGGCACCUUAUAGAUGGAGAUAUAGUUCUCUUUAACAGACAGCCUUCUCUGCACAAGCUCAGCAUCAUGGCUCAUAUUGUGAGUGACCGCAAUGAAUAUGCAUAUUUAAUAUUAAUAUAUUUAAUAUAUUCUGCACUUUUUGCAGUUAACUGCAAGCACAGAAGUGAUGGCAGAAGGCUUGAGAAUGCUCUGUCAGUGUAUCGCUUACUAGGGCGAUAUAUGAAGCAAGCCUUUUCAAAUGUUUGAGUUAUGAAUUGGGCUCUUUUUUUAACACUGCAAUUUGUGGGGAAAAAACAUGCCAAAUGCAUAAACUGUCUGCGUCUGUGCACUUUGUUUUAUCUUUGCAGGCCCGUGUUAAACCACACAGGACAUUCCGCUUCAAUGAAUGUGUCUGUACCCCUUACAAUGCUGAUUUUGAUGGAGAUGAAAUGAAUUUACAUCUGCCCCAGACAGAGGAAGCCAAGGCUGAAGCCUACGUGUUAAUGGGAGUAAGUAAUUCUGACUAGAUAAUUACAGAGUAGAUUGUACUGUGUUCCUCAGAAAAUUGAUUAUGACUGUUGAGUUUAAAGGCACUUUCCAAAACUGGUCAGUUCUUCCCUUUUUAUUCAUUUUUUAUCUGUGCAUUUAUAUGGGCAGUAGUGAAAGUGGAGUUGUAGGGGGUUACCGCCAGAGAGGUUUUUGGGUCCAUAUCUGUAGCUCUUGACCCUGUAUUAAGGCUCCUCUGCAGUAAUGUAAGUCUGUAUAAUGGGAAACCCCUUUACAACGCAAGUGUAAAAUUUAUUAAUAGAUGAGACUGUACUUCGUCUUCUAAAACCAUGUUGGUAUCUGCCUGCAGGAUGUUGUUAGUGGGCAGUCAUGAUUUUAGUUGUACUUUUUAUUUAUUUGUUUAAUGGUUAGAGUUGUGUUUUGGGUUUUUUGCUCAGUAAUUCCUGGCAAACUAUAAUGGGCUUUUAGGACUAAAUGUAUUUUUCCUUUCACUAGUGAUGUCAUUUUUUUUUUUAUUUUUUUUUUUAGUAUUGGGUAAUUAAAAUGUAUUUUUUGCACUUGUUUCAGACUAAAGCCAACCUUGUAACACCAAGGAAUGGAGAACCGCUGAUAGCAGCCAUCCAGGAUUUUCUCACAGGUCUGUGCAAUUAAUGAUUUAAUAAUUCAUAUUCUGUAGUUCUCUAUGCAAUAUCCAAUAAUAUCUAUCACACUACUAACCUCUCCAUCACCAGCUGCCUACCUCAUCACAUCAAAGGACACAUUUUUUGACCGCGCAAAGACCUGUCAAAUCAUUGCUUCCAUUUUGGUGGGGAAAGAUGAGAAGAUUAAAGUUCGACUCCCUCCUCCUACCAUUAUCAAGGUAUGCUUUUGUCAAGUAACAUAUAGGUAUAGCAAGUUGUGCUAGAGAGAAAAAGUUUAAUUUUUUUUUUCCUCAUUGAUUUCCAUUUUUUUUAGCCAGUGACACUGUGGACGGGGAAGCAGAUUUUUGGUCUUAUCCUUCAACCCAGCCUUGAUAAUCCCGUCCGUGCCAAUUUACGGACUAAAGGCAAGCAGUAUUGCGGAAAAGGAGAGGAUCUUUGUUACAAUGAUUCAUGUAAGUGAAUAUUAGCUACUUGUUCUUAACAUUUAAUAUGCAGGUAUGUUUGAUAUACUUUUGUUGCAUAAAAUCUGUUGCAACAAAACAUACUCACUAAAUAUUUUCUCCUACUGGAAUUUCCAGUUUAGUUUUGACCUUCUAUAAAGGUGCUUAAACAAGCUGGCCCUCCAAAAAAACUUCUCCAUUAAGUGAGAUUGUUUGAUGAUAAUUUUCUAGCUUGGUGCCAUCUUUGGCAAGAAUGGUGACAUGGGAUUAAGGGAUAUAUUUUUUUCCAAAUUAUUUUUACUUACCAGCCUGAGUCUGAAUGAAACCUCUGACUCUUUCAGGUUGUUGCUUUUAAGGGGAAAAUUGGGACGCAAAUGUCAGGCUGCCAAUAGUGUAACAUGAGGGAGUGGCGUGACCACCCAAACAUGUUUGUCAAUAUGUGGGCCACAGUGGACAUAGCUCAUAGCAUAUAGAAACAUAAAAUGUGACGGCAGAUAAGAACCAUUCGGCCCAUCAAGUCUGCCCAAUUUUCUAAAUACUUUCAUUAGUCCCUAGCCUUAUCUUAUAGUUAGGAUAGCCUUAUGCCUAUCCCACGCAUGCUUAAACUCCUUUACUGUGUUAACCUCUACCACUUCAGCUGGAAGGCUAUUCCAUGAAUCCACUACCCUCUCAGUAAAGUAAUACUUCCUGAUAUUAUUUUUAAACCUUUGUCCCUCUAAUUUAAGACUAUGUCCUCUUGUUGUGGUAGUUUUUCUUCUUUUAAAUAUAGUCUCCUCCUUUACUGUGUUGAUUCCCUUUAUAUAUUUAAAUGUUUCUAUCAUAUCUCCCCUGUCUCGUCUUUCCUCCAAGCUAUACAUGUUAAGAUCCUUUAACCUUUCCUUUUUUUUAUCUUGCAAUCCAUGAACCAGCUUAGUAGCCCUUCUCUGAACUCUCUCUAAGGUAUCAAUAUCCUUCUGAAGAUACGGUCUCCAGUACUGCGUACAAUACUCCAAGUGAGGUCUCACCAGUGUUCUGUACAAUGGCAUGAGCACUUCCCUCUUUCUACUGCUAAUACCUCUCCCUAUACAACCAAGCAUUCUGCUAGCAUUUCCUGCUGCUCUAUUACAUUGUCUGCCUACCUUUAAGUCAUCAGAAAUAAUCACCCCUAAAUCCCUUUCCUCAUAUGUUGAGGUUAGGACUCUAUCACAUUUUCUGUACUCUGCCCUUGGGAUUUUACGUCCAAGAUGCAUUAUCUUGCACUUAUCCUCAUUAAAUGUCAGUUGCUACAAUUCUGUAGAAAAUGAUCAAGACACUCCAAUAGUUUCCAAUUCUUAAGGCAAUUUAUUUGGACCAGGAACUACAAAGCAACAUUUCAGCCCUAACAGGGCUUUUUUCAAGCUAAUGUAGCACAUACAAAAACACAAUAUAUAGGUGUAUACAAUAUUUAAAUAAGUGAAAAAACAUGUGGUAUAUUAUCAAACAUAUGUUAUAAACAAGUGAUAAUAACAUUAAGCAAUUAAUUCGCUCUCCAAUAGUAGUCAUAGUAUCAGGGGGUGUCAAAGAGAUCAUAAGGUAUCAACCAAUCAUAUCACAAAUUCACCAUUGAGCUCUAAUCAGUUAAAUAAUAUAACAGCUAUGUUCAAUAGUGUUUUUUUUACCUUCUAAGACAGCAAGAGAUUCUAGAUAGCUACUUUUCCAGGUGAAAUCACAUGAUGAUAACCAUGUGACACCAGCUGGCCAAUUGUAGUAUAUUAGUCACAUGCUCAUAAAGUUGCUCCAUAGGCUACUAAUAAUAAUAAACAAAAAAACACAUAAUAAUCAAGAGCUGAUGGCUAUAUAAUAGUCAUAUGUACGUAAUUGUUAAUUAUCUAUUCAGGCUAUGAAAAUGUCGGCUCACCAUCGAGUGUUGUAUGCCGACAUAAGCCGCCCCACACAGUGCGCAUGCACGAAAACGCGCGAGCGUCAGAGGGGCAAAGCCACCAGCGCAUGCGCACGCUGGUGACUUGACGCGCAUGCGCAGCAAUACGAACUUGCGACUUGCCUAACCCGGAACAAAGUAAAACCAAAUAAAGUUGCAACAUUAUAGCAACAUAUAUAGCAAAACCUGGCUGAUACACAGUAAGAUCUCAAGGGCAACCCCAUACAUAAAUAAUGUCAUUUAUAUAAAUUACAGCAACAUCUUAUAAACAAAAAUCAUCAACAUAUUAAUCAUCAAAAAUCCAUUUAAAGUGACAGUCUCAAUUUAAUGCCCACUUAGACAAAAAACUAUAAUAAUAAAAUACCGUGAAAAAAUACAAAAAAUAAAGUAUAUGAAAUAUAUGAAAAAUAUGAAAAACAUAUAUAUAUAUAUAUAUAUAAUAAGAAAAAUAUCUUAAAGUGAAAGUGUAUUAUAAAAAGAUAAAGUAAAAAAAUGUAUUAACUUAAUAGACCUCUAUACUAUAUUAUUGAGAUCUGUGAAUUAUAGGGUUAACUUGAUUAAUCCCAAAAGUGCUUUUAUUCUUCUUUUAUCUUUACUCAAAACAAUUAUUCCAUUUUAAAUUUUUUCAAAAUUUAUUAAAGGGCUAGUAGUUGAAACGGUCACCACAUGACACAUAAUAAACAAUUCCAUUCAAAGAUAAUAAGAUACUGACAGAAAUAUAUUUUCAAAUUCAUCAUCUAUUGUUACUUUCAAUAGAACAAUACUAUAUUUAAAGUAACAUCACAAAAAUUAAAUCACAAAAGUAAAUCACUUAAUCAAACUUAAUUUACUGAUAAAAGGACCAGAUAUCAAUUUAAAUGAAUGGAUUGAGAUCGUAUUCUUGAUUAAGGCCCAUAGGUGUUAGAGACCCCAAUUCUCUAAUCCAAUAAGCCUCCCUGAGAAGUAAUCUUUUUAUACGAUCACCACAUCUUGAAUUUUCUUCUACUUGCUCAAUGAUUUGGAAUUUUAAUUGAGUUAUAUUAUGUUUCGCUUCUAUAAAAUGAGAUGGAAUUGGUAACUCAAGCAUUUUAGUUCUAAUUGUAGAUUUAUGUUUAGAGAAUCUCUUUCAUUUUCUGUGUUGUUUGCCCUACAUAAAUCAGUCCACAAGGACAUUUCAAGAUAUAAAUAACAUACGUAGAGUCACAGCAUAUUUUAUAGCAUAUUUGUUCCCUUUGUAAGGGUGAGUAAAUGUAGAGCCCUUAAUCAUCGAAUUACAGCAAAUACAAUUCAAACAUGGAAAACUUCCAUUUCUAUUAUAAUCUUUCAAAGGAGAGGACAAUUGAGCUCUAACUUAUCUCUUAGUGAAGGAGCUCUUUUAUGUACCAACAGAGUUUUAUUAGAAAAUUCAGUAAUAUUCUGAUGACACACAGAUAAUAUCGUUUCAAUCUAGAGGAUAAAGUACUAUAUUUAGAGAUGAUUUUAAUUCUAUCUUCAAUGUCCUUAUGGACAAAUCCAUCUGAGUUAUUAUUUUGAGAAUCAACACUUUCCAUUCCGUCCCUGACAUACUUCAAUUGAGGUUGUAACAUCAACAUAGGAUAGCCCCUCUGACAGAAUCUUUUAGUCAUGUCAUCUAAUUGUUGAUCUAACAACUCGAGAGACCAGUCUUUUAACCCUUAAAAAUUGGCUUCUAGUUAUAGAUUUGAACAUAGACACAGGAUGGAAACUAUCAUAGUGUAAUAAUGUGUUUCUAUCCAAAGAUUUUCUAUAUAAAUUAGUUUCAAAUUUAUCACCACUUUUCUCAAUCAAAAUAUCCAAGAACGCAAUAGAAUGUUGAUUCAUUUCCAUAGUAAAUUUAAUACUGUCUGAACAACUAUUUAAAAAUUUAAAGAACUCUUCCAACAGUUCCAACGGGCCACACCACAGAGCUAGCACGUCAUCUAUAUAGCGCCACCAUCUAAUAACAUGUUUUUUGUAUAAUUCAUUUUUAUAUAUAAUAUCUUCUUCCAAUUUAGCCAUAUAGAUGCCAGCAUAUGUGGGUGCCACAUUGGAACCCAUAGAAGUUCCCUUAGCUUGAACAAAGAAUUCCUCUCCAAAGGAGAAAUAAUUAUCAGUCAUUACAAAUUUUAAUAAUUGAAGAAAUGACAAAGAUGGAUCUCUGAAGCCCAAAGUUACAAAUGCCUCACCCAUUGCGGCCAUACCAUCAUCAUGAGGAAUAGAUGUAGAUAAGCUUGUGACAUCAAAAGUCACUAAUAUUAAAUCUUGUUCUGCAGUAACAUCUUUGAUUUUUUCAAGUACUUCAAAUGUGUCCUGAAUAUAUGAUUUUAUAUGUUUUAAAAAAGGCCUUCAUAAAUGGUCCAAGAAUUUAGCAAGAGGAGACAAAAGAGAACCUAUGCCCGCUACUAUAGGACCCCCAGGGGGAUUGAUCAAAGAUUUAUGAAUCUUUGGCAAGAUAUACAGUGUAGGAAUUACUGGGGCAAUAACAGUAAGAUAUUUAAAUAACUGUGUUUAUCAAUAAUUAAAUCAUCCAAAGCCAUUUUAAGAUAUAAAUCAAUUAUUUUUUUCAAAGAUAAUGUAGGAUCAAUAGGGGUUCUUUUAUAAGUUUCACUAUCACUCCAUUGUCUCCUAACCUCUUUGAUAUAAUCAGUUUUAUUUAGUACCACAAUAGCUCCGCCCUUAUCGGCCGGUUUAAUUAUUAAAUUCGGAUUUUUCUGUAAUGUUAGAAGAGCUUUUCUCUGAACCUCAGUUAAAUUAUUAUGACGAUUUAAAUUUGUUCUCUUAUUAUUACUAUUCUGAAUGAGAUGAUCUACGUCUCGUUUUACCAAUUCUAUAAAAGUUUCAACAGCAUUAUCAUUAAUUUGAGGGUUAAAUGUACUCUUAUUUUUAAGUUGAGUGUCACUUAGUUUUAAAUUUGUAUUAUUUAAAUCAGUAUUAUUUAAAUCUAAUGAUUUUCCCAAAGAAGUAUUUUUAGAAAAAAAGAACCUUAAGUCUAAUAUUACGAAAAAAACGACAUAAAUCGACAUCAAUAUCAAAUGGUCUAGGUUCAUAGACAGGACAAAAAGUCAAACCUUAUUUCAAAAUGGAAAUUUCAAUUUCAGAUAAAAUAGAUGAAGAUAGAUUAAUAAUUACUGAAUUUUCUUCCUCUUCUGAGGACCCCCCUGUGUUUCCAAAGUCCUGGUAGUGUCCGACUUCUUGUGGCCACUCCUUCUAAUUCUUCUGAAGUUCCUUCGCUUGAAGUCCGCCUGUGUGGAGGAGUCUCCCCUAAAAAAUAAGCUGAAUUGUUUGCAGAGUGUUUUUUCCUGUGAAGAAUUAGAUCUCAUAUUGGAAGAAUUAGACUGACAUUUAGAGUUAUCCCUCUUAUAUUCCCUUGGUGGUCUUCUCAUUGGAUAUCUUUGAAAUUUAUUAAUAUGGGGAGUUAUGGAAUUCCAUUUAUAAACAUUCCCACUCUCAUAGUCCAUGAGAUCCCAUUGAAAUUUACCUCUCUUCCUCUCUUCAAUCUGUUUUUUUCAAUUGAUCCACAUUGGACUGAAUAUUACUUUUAGUAGUACUUAAAGUGUCCCCUUGUAUAUUUCUUUCCAAUUCAGUUUCCAAUGAUAUUAUUUCUUCCUGGGUCUUCACAAUCUCUUUUUGUAAAAAUUCUAGAUUCAAUAGUAUCCAAUCCAUUGAACAUUUAUUGAAGAUUUUUCAAGUUGUUUACAAUAUAAAGAAUCCUCAUUAAAUAAUGUUGGUAAUGCAUUCAUCUGCAUACCUCUAGGGAUACGAUUCACCUUGUAAUAUUCUGCCAGUGUGACACUAUGGAGUUUUAAGCUUACAUUUUUCUUUAAUUGUUUUUCCAAUUUUUUAACAAUAGUGUCACUACUUGGAACAUUAAGGAAUUCAAAAUUUCUUUCAGCGGAUGAUAAAAUAUGUCUGGCCUCAUUAUCAGUAUAGGCAAAUAUGCUUGUGCUGGAUUCGGUUCCAGGUUCCAUAACUUGCCAACAAAAUAUUCAAACAAUCUUCCAAAAUGGAACAGCAAUAGACUUAAUGUAAGGGCGGUCCAAAAACUUCCCAGGUAGAGCUGAGUGCACUUCCAGCUCUGAUUAUACGGUUUAUGUGAGUUGCCACAAUUCUGACCAUUUUUCUAGUUUACCUAAAUCAUUUGGCUUUUGGCUUAUCCCUCAAGGAACAUCAACCCUGUUACAUAUCUUAGUAUCAUCAGCAUCAAGACCAUCAAGACCUUCUGCAGUAUCACUAAUAAAAAUAUUAAAGAGAAUGGGUCCAAAUACAGAUCCCUGAUGUACCCCACUGGUGACAAGUACAAGCUUUGAAUAUAUUACAUUAACUACAACCCUCUGUUGCCUGUCACUCAGCCACUGCCUUACCCAUUCAACAGUAUUGGAAUUCAAACUUAAAGAUUGCAGUUUAUUGAUAAGCCUUCUAUGUGCAACAGUGUCAAAAGCCUUACUGAAAUCUAGGUAAGCAAUGUCUACUGCACCACCCUGAUCUAUAUUUUUAGUUACCCAAUCAAAAAAAUCAAUAAGAUUAGUUUGGCAUGAUCUCCCUGAAGUAAACCAAUGUUGUCUCUGAUCUUGAAAUCCAUGUGUUUUUAGAUGUUCAUCAAUCCUAUCCUUUAACAUGGUUUCCAUCACUUUCCCCACUACUGAAGUAAGGCUUACUGACCUAUAGUUGCCCGACUCCCUCCCUAUUACCUUUCUUGUAAAUGGGCACAACAUUCGCUAACUUCCAAUCUUCUGGGACUACUCCUGUUAACAAUGAUUGGUUAAAUAAAUCUGUUAAUGGUUUUGCUAGUACACCACUAAGCUCUUUUAAUAGCUUUGGGUGUAUGGGUGUAUUCCAUCAGGUCCCAUUGACUUAUUUGUCUUUCCAUUUGACAGUUGAAAUCGAACCUCUUCCUCUGUAAACUCAUGUGUAAUAAAUGACUCAUUUAUCCUUUUUCUCAACUGAGGUCCCUUUUCUUCAUUUUCAUCUGUAAAUACAGAACAAAAAUAUUAAUUGAGGCAGUCAGCUAGACCUUUAUCCUCUUCUACAUACCUUCCUUCUUUUGUUUUUAAUCUAACUAAUCCUUGUUUUACUUUUCUUUUCUCAUUUUUGUAUCUAAAAAAUGUUUUAUCCUCCUUUUUUACUGACUGCUAUUUUCUCUUCUGUGUGUGAUUUGGAAGCUCUUAUAACUUGCUUAGCCUCUUUCUGCCUAAUCUUAUAGAUCAUUUUGUCUCCUUUACUCUGGGUUUUUUUUAUAAUUCCUAAAUGCUAACUUUUUGUUUUUAACUAUUUUGGCCACAUCUGUGGAGUACCACAGUGGUUUCUUGAAUGUUUUGCUUUUACUGACAAGCCUAAUGCAAUUUUCUGUUGCCUUCAAUAGUGCAACUUUUAAAUAAUCUCAAUUUUCUUGGACUCCAUUUAAAUUGCUCCAGUCUCACCUCACACCGACGGACUUUUUCAGAUAUCUGCAGAUAAGAGACUACGCCAGACAACCCCAUAUACAGGCCAUAGCGCAGAGCCCACUGACGUUCUUUGAAUCCAUGUGCAAGUCAGAGUGUAUACCGAGGGGACUCAUAACGAGACUGUACGCGCAUCUCUGCACAGCUGCGCGGGAGUGGGGGGAGCUGACCUACAUUACACAAUGGGAGCGGGACCUGGGGGAGGAACUGGAGGGAGAGGAGUGGCAAGAGAUUUGGGAGGCUGGUAGAACUACCUCGAUAUGUGUAGCAUUACAAGAACAGGCCUUUAAGAUGAUGUUCAGGUGGUACAUGACCCCAGUACAACUCUUUAAAAUGCAUAAAACCAUCACGGACGACUGCUGGAGGGGGUGUGGGCACAAAGGAACCUACUUGCAUAUGUGGUGGGGAUGCCCGAAGCUCAAGGGCUUCUGGGAGGCCGUGAAGGACCUCCUGACCCAGGUUUUCUCAAGGGCCCCAGAUUUAGACCCCUGGGUGUAUCUCCUCAGCAGGUCAGUCGACGGCUGGACGAGACGGGAACAGACUCUACUUCAUAAACUCACCCUGGCAGCACGGAGAGCAAUAGCAUACACCUGGCUAAAACCGGAAGCCCCACCAAUGGCUAGUGUAUACUCACGGAUAAGAGAGGUGAGACUUAUGGAUGACUUGACAGCUAGAAUACGAGGAUCCUUGGGAACGUUUCGGAAGGUCUGGGGACCUUGGGAUGAGAGCCCGCUAGGGGGAUAGGAGGAACGGGGAACCUAGGGGGCAGUGGGGGGGAGAGGGGGUCUCGCGCCCCGUCUCUUCCCCGGGCCCACCCUCCCUGGCAGCCUUCUCCUUGUCGCCUUAUUCCCCCGUCGGACUUAUUUCUUUACUCUUCUCUUUCCUUUCCUUUACUCUUGGCCUUACUUUCUAUUGUGGUUCGCAGCCGGGACCCUUACUGGAGGGGUACGGUGCCGAACCACGAAGCGUGACUUUGUUACUUUCAAGCUAUUUUGUACUCUGUUCCACAAUGUGCUGUAUCUGUUAACAUAAGUGAGUGUUCUGAAUGGCUUGUACUCGCUACCCAGGUUAUACACGCGUAGAGGCUAAAAGAGGCGCACAUAUAUGAAAUAAAAUUAAAAACGGGGGCGACGCCACUAUUUAAGGACUUUUCGAGUUCACAAGACAUGGGUUGUUUAAUUGUUACAGGCAGUUUUUUAUGAAAAUACAUAACUUUACUGACACUAGCUUCCGAUUAUAUGUAUACGUGUUAAUGGAAGCAUCUGAAUUGUGUUGUAUACCUUGCUGUGGUGUCGAACCUUGACAUAAAUAAUUAUAAAAAAAAAAUAAAAAAUUGCUCCAGUCUGAUAAUGACUCCUCUACCCAUAGUCUAAUUUUAGAAAAGUCUGUUUUUCUAAAGUCUAAAACUUUUGUUUUUGUGUGGUGUGACUCUGUCACUGUUCUUAUAUUAAACCACACUGACUGAUGAUCACUGGAUCCUAAACUUUCACCUACAGUAAUAUCUGAUACCAAAUCUCCAUUUGUUAACACUAAAUCUAGUAUGGCCUCUUUACGAGUUGGCUCCUCAACAACUUGUUUUAGAGACAAUCCCAGUAGGGAGUUUAGAAUAUGUGUGCUCCUGGCACAAGUAGCUAAUUUUGUUUUCCAAUUUACAUCAGGAAGAUUAAAGUCACCCAUGAUGAUAACUUCCCCCUUCAUUGUCAUUUUAGCUAUUUCCUCAACUAGUAGAUUAUCUAACUCAAUUUGUCCUGGGGGCCUUUAAAUCACACCUACACGAGUUACUGUGUGAUUACCAAAUUCUAACGUAACCCAAACGGACUCUGUUUGCCUCACUAACUUUUAUUAGGCUAGAUUUUAUGCUAUCCUUCACAUACAAGGCCACCCCUCCCCCUGUCUUUCCUAUAUAAAGAGUACCCUGGUAUUGCUAUGUCCCAGUCAUUUAGAGUCUUAUGCCAGAUAAUGUUCACUGGAUCAGUUAAUACCCUUCGAUAGAUGCCAUAAUGGUUCCAUAGGACUUCAGGCUAAUUUAUCUAAAAGCUCACUCAGUUCAUGGCAUGGAAUCAACAGAAAUCUGAUUAUCUUUAUUACUCUGUCAUGGCCCCACAGUUCUUGACACUUGGAUAUGAUGAGAAUGCACAAGUGAAAACCUUCAACAUUCUCUUGAGCUUUGCUUUGUACUUCAAGAUCUGAAUCUUGAGAUCCUGUCUUUGAUAGUAUGAGCCACAUGUGCAUAGAUCGGCAAGAUAAAAUAUGUGUGGCAAUUAGACAAUAUUAUUAACAUCUUUACUGAAACAAGAAAACUAUAGACUUUUUUUUUAUUUUUUAUAAGCCACUAUUGGACAGGACUGUGGCCCACUCUACUAGAGUACUGUCGACUUUUCUGCACUUUCCAUUAUAAUUCUGUGGAAUAGAUCUAUCAACCAUUUGGCACUGUGUUUAAUGUUAUGUUUAUUGAUACAUUACUAUGCCGGAAAAGUUCCACUUUUUUUUCCUCUUUGUAUAGACGUGCUCUAAAUCCAUCCAUUUGACAUUUUACGGUGUAAAGGGACACUAUGGUCAACAAACCGCUUUGGCUUAAUGAAGCAGUUUUGGUGUAUAGAUCAGGACCUUGCAGUCUCACUGCUCAAUUCUCUGCCAUUAGGAGGUAAAUCUCUUUGCUUAUACAGCGAUAGCCAAAUCUCCUUGCAUGUGACUUACAAAACCUUCCUAAACACUUUCUGUAAAAUAUUAUGUAAUGUUUAUACUUCCUUUAUUGCAAGUUCUGUUUCUUAAAUUUCUUCUUCAAGAUCAAUUUCUUAUUGCAUUCUCUGUUAAUAGCUUACUAGACGUUGUAGUAGCCUCCUGUAUGUAAUUAAAGUUCAAAUUACAGAGCAGGAGAUAAAAAUGUUUAAAGUAAGUUACAUCUGAUUGAAAAUGAAACCAUUUUGUCUUCAUGCAGGCUGUGUCAGUCACAGCCACGGGAGGCAUGGCUAGGGCUGUAUAAACCAAAACAAAAAGUGAUUUAACUCAGAAAUGGCAGAGGCAUAAUCUAUAUACAAAAACUGCUUCACUAUAGGCACUCAGACCACUUUCUCAUUGAAGUGGUCUGGGUGCAGUGCCCCUGUCCCUCUUAGUCCUGCAAUGUAAAUAUAGCGGUUUUUGAGAAACUGCAAUAUUUGCAUUGAUAAACGCUAGUGGAAUUCUUAGUACUGCAGACAGCCACUAGAGGCUGUUCAUGGAGCCUGCAUAUGGACAUCCAGCAUCAGAGAAAACCCCGUAGGAAAGCAUUAAGGCAAUGCUUUCCCAUAAGGGAAAGCCUAAUUUGUGCGCGACACUCGCUACGUAUGCACAUUAGAUCCCAGCCAUUGGAGAUCUAAUCGGUGAGGGAAUCAGCCCGAUGGUGGGGGCCAGAAGGCACUAUUGUGUUGGGAAUACAGAUUUGUAAUCCUGACACUACAUUUUCCCUUUUAGCCAGUUAUUUUAGUGACUAUAGUAUCCUUUUAAGUACUGAAUGCCAUGUGUGUAAAUAACGUUUUGGAUAUUGAUGACCAUUUAAAUUAGAGGAAAAAAAUGUAUACUUGGCAGUAAAAACAUUUUCUGGUGAUUUUUUUUGUUUUGUUUGGAUGCAUCAGUUGUACCACAUUUUUCCAAAAUUUACCCUAUUGCUCCUUUCUCUUCUCUUCUUUCUUAUUCUAUUUGAUUAACAGGAUGAAUCAAUCUAGGUAUGGUUUGAACCAGACACGUUUCACAUUGAUAUGAAUUUAGAAAUGCUUUUGGAACAGAUCUGUUCACGGUUGUCUUUUAUGUUUCUGCAGACGUGAAUAUUCAUAACAGUGAACUGAUGUGUGGCAGCAUGGACAAGGGAACGCUGGGAUCUGGCUCCAAGAACAACAUAUUCUACAUCCUUCUGCGAGACUGGGGGCAGAUGGAAGCUGCCAAUGCAAUGUCACGCUUGGCAAGACUGGCACCAGUUUACCUUUGUGAGUGUGCAAUAGAAUGUUGAAUUUUUUUUCCUUGCAUUCUGCAGACAAGUAUUUGCAACAACACAAGUUGGACGACAGGAACAGAGUGGGUUGAGGGCCUUGCUCAAAUGAGCUUACAUUCUAAUAAUUCAGUGAUAAGCUAUAAGUGGAAGUCUCUUCUAUUUAAUAUUAUAAGGGCUCUUUACCAGUAGAUCUGUGUAACAAUGACCGAAUUAAAAAAAAAAAAAAAACCAAUGUAACUGUGUGUUGAUGUGUUGCUAAAUUUGCAAGUGUUUACAUACACCAAUGAGUACAUUCGUUCACUUUAGAAAAGCUCUGAUGAUAUUAUUUUUGAUGAUCCUGCAGCCAACCGUGGUUUUUCUAUUGGUAUUGGUGAUGUCACACCAGGACAGGGGCUGCUGAAGGCCAAACAGGAUCUUCUAGAUGCUGGAUAUAAGAAAUGUGAUGAAUAUAUAGAGGCUUUAAACACAGGCAAAUUGCAACAGCAACCUGGGUGCAGUGCGGAAGAAACUUUGGAGGUAUGUGAUUUGUUAAAUAACAUUACAGAUCCAAUAUCCAUUCUUCAGUGUAGUUCUGGCACUUAAGGCAACCUAUAUAUUAAAUUAAAAUAUAUUUGUUUUUGUUGGGGGGAUUCCAGGGAAAUGUUUUGUUACAGUCUUCCUGCCAUGUUUCUAGAGCAUAGUAGUUGUAGUUACUGUAUUGCAAUAUUGUGUAUAUUUUACCUUUACUCCUGCAAGUCUUUUCAGUAAAUAAUUUUUGCUCUGCCUGUUUGUGUUCUUCUUUCCUCUAUCCUAGGCCCUGAUCUUGAGAGAGUUAUCAGUAAUCAGAGACCAUGCUGGUAGCGCGUGUCUAAGGGAACUGGAUAAGAGCAACAGCCCACUCAUCAUGGCCCUCUGUGGCUCCAAAGGUAGUAUCGUAGGUUCUUCUUGAAUUAAAUGCACAGCUUUUGUGGUAAAAGAUAGAAACGUAACUGAAGUUUUCUGAAAAACAAAUCCUUUAUGAAUAACUGCAAAGAACCAUUUAUGACUGUACUGAUUAUACAGACUUGGGCCCAUGUCAGCUAAAACAUGCCUCUGAGAGAUUAAUUUGAAAACUAAGGAUACCAUACGUAUUUUCUACUUUCAAAUAUUUCAUGCCUUUGCCUGAACAGAGUGCCUAUCGAUUAUAGUGGGAACUCUGUUCAGAUUCUUGACAAAGCUUUUGAAGUUGGUUAACUUAAAGUUCCAUUUAACAAUUGAAUCACUGGCAUCAUAAGGUGUGAUGGACUAAACCCUAUAUGAUGGUUAAGGUACCUGUGAUACAACUUAACAGAAUACUGUGCGGUAAAACGUUUUGCAAAGUUUCACGUGUAUAUCAUAUGUAUCAUGUGUAUAUCAUGGGGCAGUUUUAGUUCUUUGUAAAUAGUUUCUCAUUAUAUAUAUUUUAUAGCAUGCAUUUUUAUUUGAAUUCGCAUGUGUAUGUCAUUGUCUUCACUUUGACGAUGAUAUUGUCUUCUCUCCACAGGUUCCUUCAUUAACAUAUCCCAGAUGAUUGCUUGUGUUGGCCAGCAGGCCAUCAGUGGUUCUCGUGUCCCUGAUGGCUUUGAGAACCGAUCCCUCCCACACUUUGAGAAACAUUCAAAGGUGACACAAUAACACCGCUUAAUGUAUUCUUUAUAACAGCUGUUUUGUUGGGUUUUUUUUUUGUUAAAAAAUCUAGAAUUAGAUCAGGAUAAAUCUGGUCUGGUAAGCCUCAAGCUGUAUUUGCUCUGUGUAUACAAUAGUGUGAAAGUGAUAUACUUAUACCUACACUAUGCUCCCCUUUUCUUGUUGAAGUACAAUCUAAAAAGUACACAAAGGAGAAAGGUUCAGUGUUGGGUGACAAAAAGUCGCCUAGCCACCUGCAAGUGCCUCUAGUGGCUGUCUGGUAGAGAGCCACCUGAGGUGGAGUUAAACCUGCAAGGUAAUUAUUGCAGUUUAUUAAUACCUGUAAAAAUUACCAUUGCAGGCUUAAGCUGACAGGGACAGUGCAUUUAGACUACUUCAAUGAGCCAUAGUGUUGAGUAUUAGUCAUAGACCUUAGCAACUGGAAGUUUCACGUUUAGCAAGCUCUGAUUUAAUCUCCGUUUGUUAAUGAAUGGGCUUGCAGUAAUCAUUAAUUCCAUAUUCGCACCUGAGGUUUUUAUUUUUGCUUCUUUGUUUUUGAAACCUACUUUUAUUUAAUUUGUAGCUUCCAGCAGCCAAAGGUUUUGUGGCCAACAGCUUCUAUUCAGGUUUGACUCCUACUGAAUUCUUUUUUCACACCAUGGCUGGACGAGAGGGUCUGGUGGACACUGCUGUCAAGACAGCAGAAACUGGAUACAUGCAGGUAAGAUAGAAACCACUCCCUUAAAUUGGAUUGCGGACUUUGGAGUCCUUAUUUAUCUGCAUGUUAUGUCUACUAAACCAUGCUUGGUGGUCUACUUUCAAAUUACUGAAAAACUGUUUAACUGUAAUUUUCUGCAUACUCUGCACUUGUUCUACUUCAAGCACAGUGAUCAUUAAAAAUCUUAACAAAAAGAAACCAUUCCCUUAAAUUUGGUGCUGAAAAUGCUUUUGUUUUCAUAUUAUCGGCCUCUUUUCCACUUUCAAAUCCCUUCGUCUCAGUAACGAAAUUUUAGAACUGAAAAGUGGUCUUUAGAAUGAUUCCCGACAGUAUCAAAUUGUAUGUUCCAUCCAGUACGAGAUGUCAUAAACCAAGUGCAGAACAACAACAAAAAGGAUUGGGGGCGCACCCGAAAAAUGCAUUCUACAGGAAUGGUGCUACCAUUGUGACAAAUAUUCAUACAUGAUACAAAUUGUUACGGCAAACACAUAAAAAUACACUAAUAAUGUUAUCAGGCUACUUAAUUCGCCCAUCUAAGAAAACAAAUAUGGGGAUUCAGUUCCCCCACAUGGCCAUAUUGUGUUAAGCCCACAAUUACGUCACAGUAACCCCAAUAUCGGUGGGUCCUACACUAAUUCCUAAUGUGGCAGACAAAUUAAAUAGUGCGAAAUAAGCUAAAGUGUAUUAAGUUAAUCUAUUGUAAGAGCUCUGUGAGUAUACAAAAUUAAUGUGGUAAAGCAAUUAAAAACCGUGUCAAAACUAAACAAUUAAAGUCUUAGUGCUUGGAUGAAUAUACUCACAAUGCAAAUUAAUAUGUGCUAAAUGAAUAAAACCAAGUGCAGGGCAGCAGUAUAUAUAAUUUAUGAAUAACUGUAUUACUCCAUUCUGGCUGUGUUUUGACUCAAAUCAGCGGGGCUGUGCAUAUUCUGUGCUACCACAUACAGUGUGAAAUUCAUAAGGGUCCAUUUUUAAAUGUCUGUUUUGGCAAGCCUAACUCAUAGUGGAUCCAAGUAAAUUCUCCUGUUAAGGAAUACAGCUGCAUAAUUGUUUACAACACUGGUUCAGGGAUGACAUGAACUUGUCAAUGUUCAAUCCCAUCUCAGAAGAUUACUGUCCAAUUUCAUUCCCUCAGGGGCUUACAUCUCUACAGGUUUUCAGUAUAAUUCUUAAUGGGCAGUGUAGGUUAAACAUGGUCAUGUUUGGACAAGCACCACUCUGCUAUAAUUGCAUUGCUGGACCCAAUCCAUUUGAUGGUUUAACAUACAUUUCUAUGGACACGUUUCAAAUUAAAAUUGUAUGCCUGGCUUUAAUAAUAUAUAAACUUUUGACAACCCUUCCUUCUUAGAGUUGGCUGCAUUAUGUUUUGUUUUUUUAAUUUAGAAAUACAUGUGCCGUUUAGGGAAAAAUUAAGUCUUCUAAUACCGUUAUUUAUUUUUAAAAAGGGCCUCUUUGCUUCUGGCAGGAAAGGGAGAUAUUAACAUAACUCGGUGCGCAGUUAAACACAUCGCAAAAAAAGUUGGAACUUUGUAGUUAAAUCAUUUUUUAAGGAUGGAACACUUCAAAGUUACAGUUGAACUUUACUUUCAGAGGAUACAGUUCCACUUUGUUUUUAAAUAACCUAGGAUUUAAAUAGUUGCAAACAGUGUAACUUUAAUCAAAUGUGUUUAUUUAAUAAACUUGUCAGAACAUGCAUAAUAUCAAAAUGAAGUAUCCAUCACAACAGAAAAUUCCCAUGUCCCCUCCCACCCACCCUAAUCCUGUGGACUGAUUAGUGUCCUUUCAGUGUGACUAUACAAUGUAUAUCACUGGGUAUUCAAGUGAGAAUGGACUACAAAUCAUGGGGAGGUGGGAAAUUGGGCUACAGAUUUGAGGGUUGCAAAUACAAUCUUGCAUUCACAUACACUUCUAAAUUCAACCUCCUCAUCCCCCAGUAUGUCCCCACAUUCACCCCUCCCCCCCAGAUUUUUUAUACCAAUAUGCCCUUGCGUUCAUGCAGACACUUCAUGCCAAUACGCAUUUGCCUACACACACGCCUAAAUAAAAUGACCCUCCUUACAUGCAUGUCUUACGUACACAUACUUCCCUGUACACACACACACACACACACACACACUCUCUCUCCCUCUCCCCUUACGUAUGCCACUAUACAUUCACACACUGUCAUUUCAUUUUCAUACAUACCAAGACACUAAAUACAAAUAUGUACAUGCAUUCAUAUGUUCACAUCAUACAAAUCCACACCUUCAUGUACAUAUACUGAAGUUGUAGAGAUACUAAAAAAAAUAAAAUAAAAAAAAACUAGUGAUAGUUUACUAAUUGCUAGUAACUCAAAAUGGAAAACAUUGAGCCAUGUGUAAACAUAUUUUGACAUUUUAUUUGUUAUAUCUUUUUAUUUUGUUUGUAAACUUUGCAUCUUCUUACUUUAAGUCACUAAUUUCUUAAAUGUACUACUUGGUAAAGAUGUGAAUCUCUUAAUCAAAAUCCGAGAACUGAUAGUGACAUAAUCACACUCUUCGUUUUACCAGCUUAACUGUUUUUGUACUUAUUAUACCCAGAGGCGUCUGGUGAAAUCUCUUGAAGACCUUUGCUCCCAGUAUGACCUCACUGUCCGGAGUUCCACUGGUGAUAUCAUCCAGUUUAUCUAUGGGGGAGAUGGGCUUGACCCUGCUGCCAUGGAAGGAAAAGAUGAACCUUUGGAGUUUAAACGUGUCCUUGAGAAUGUUAAAGUAAGUGUUGUAACAAGUGAAACAAAAUGACAAAUGUGUAUGCCAAAACAACAAAUUUAUAUAACUUUUGAGAAUUAUAUCAUUUGUAUUUAAUGUUCUUGAUAUUGACAAGUUCUAGUUGCUGAUGCAUGUCAACUGGAAUUUUUUAUUUGUUCUACUUUUAAGAAAAACCAUAGAGAAAAGAGCAGUAUUUUAUGCUAGAGAUCCAGUUGGUUAAAGCAACACUAAAAUGUUAGGAAAUACAAAUUUUUAUUCCUAAUGCUUAGGUGUCCCUGUCCCUAGCCAUAUAGGUGCGCCAACCCUCAUGUGUCAUAAAUAUUAUAAAAUAAUUUUUAUAUACCCUUUUCCUGCGACAUGAUUCAGUCAGCGCUGCUUUACUCUCAUUCUCCCGCAAUGUCCUGGUCACCUCCGCGGUGGUCCAAUCCAAUUCUCCUCAUAGAAGAGCAUGGAGGACCUGAUGUACACGCGUGGCACGUGCCAAACACACAUUCAAGAUUUUUCAUGGGAUUAUUGCUUUUCCAUGGGCGCAGAAUAAACAACACAUUUGUGAAAUAAAUCAAAGUAUUUCAAGCAAUUAAUUGAAGGCUCAUGGAUAUAUUAAACAUGUGGCUGGUCAUAUCCAUGAUCAUGAGGCUUCAAUCCAUUCUUUGGACUGUUUUCUACUGAUUUGUCAGAGAAGAUAAGAUGAUUGGUUAUAUUAGCAUGACUAACAGUAAUGUAGAUCCUAUUUCACAAAAAUGUUGUCGACCCCUACCUAUAGCAUCAAAGACACUCCUUGUAUGGACAGAGCAGCGUUAGAAUGGCUGAAGUUACCAUAAGAGUGGAUCGAAUGUAAUCACUGUUGGAUUUGUGUCUUUUUGCAAAUAUUGUGUCAGAAGCCAUAUAGUGCCAAACUCUCAAGGCUAAGGCUACAGUGGGUCCUGGUCAGUUAGACUAGAGUAUGCUAUCAGCCAAGGUAUGGUGCAUGAGAAACAUUUGCAUCUCAAGGGGUUUUAGUGACUAUCAUGAUGGAAAUCCAUGAGGCAGAUGCAGCAACAUUUCAGAUGAUGGGUUGUACACUUUAUUGAUUAUAUAAUUAGGCAUACUAGCAGAAAAGCAGUAGAAAAUCAUGCAAAUACCCAAGUAAAAUCGCAGAAUAACUAUUUCAAAUACCUUAAAGCAGCACUGUCACUGUCCAGGGACAUGGCAGAAUUCGCAAAGACCUUUCGACUGUGACAUCGCCACUGGCAAUAAUAUCUUUAUGAAAUACUAAUUUUUCAGGGGGGUGGCAACGGUGCCUCUUUAACUUUGUAAUAUGGAGUAACAGUGGUCUAAUUCUCUUCCUUAUCACUAGGCUGUGUAUCCCUGUUCAGAUGAACCAGCACUUAGUAGAAAUGAGCUUGUUCUCACCACUGAGUCCAUAAUGAAGAAGUCAGAGUUCCUCUGCUGUCAGGAUGCCUACCUUCAGGUAAUCUGUCCUUUUUACCUAUUUGUUAGCAUUUUUCAUCUUUUCUCAUUUGCUUUCAUAUUGCAUAAUGCACACUUUUUUUUUGUGUGCUGUUAGAUGUUCCUAAUUGCAUUAUUGUUAAUCUUUUAAGGACCUGCUCAAGAUUACUGAGCAGCAUGGGCACUUUUCCCUGGACAUUCUAGAACUAAAACUUUUCAUGAUGGUGUACCCCUUUUGGUGGCUGGCAGUAUGGGAGUUGUCAUUCUGCAACAUUUGUGUAUUUGUUUUAUACAUCCCUGUUUGGGCUACUUAUAAGUAGGUUAGUCAUUUUAAUGCUUUCUUGUACCUAGUUCUUAAUAACUCAUUGAGGUUAAUGCUGUAUAGCCAUCCAAUGCUUAUAUGAUGCUGUACUUCCUAAUGUUAUGAAUAUGGGUUGACUGGGUUUUGGACUAAUAACCAAGAGGAUGACUAUAUUUACUGAAAAAUGUACACUUUAUUUUCUGCUACUUUUUUUUUUUUUUAAAUCUUUUAUUUUACCUUGACCGUCAAAGCCCUCUGUGAAGUCAUCACAUUUGUUUCAACUUUCAAAUGUAUUGCAAAAUGGAUUAGAAUCCUUGACACGGUUCUUCUUCUUUUUUUUUUUUUUUUAAUGCUUCCGUUGACUAUGUUGAAAAGACUAUGUUGUCCCUAAUUAUAGCCUUAGCUACAGCUUAUAUACCCUGCACACAGUCUUCAAGUUAAAGGUACCUAUAGCUGUGGGUUCUACCAAAUACCCCAAGGUUUAUCAGGAAUAACCGCCAGAGGCUGGCGCAGGCAUGUCAAACUAUUGGAGGCCUUCAUGAUAGAAUAAGUUACCUGCACUCUCUCCUGACUCCCUAUGCAUAUUUAAACAAAUGGAGGUCAUUUAGUUACUCCAAUGGCCAUUGGUAGGAAUGCCAGCCUGCCAAUGUCAAGGCAGACCCCUUUAAGCGGGUCGUACACUGACCCUUCACCUUGCUUCCUUGAGCCUCUGGCAAAGAUAUCUCUAAUGAGACAGAGAGGGGUAUUUUUUAUAUACACCCCUAUAUACUUAUUAACCCUUAAUAGGGAACACAUGGGGUGGGCGGCAGCAUUGUAACAAAGCUGUGUGAUACAAAAAGUGAAUACAAAUACAAAAGAUAAGUCCUGCGCUCACUCCCAUCACUCUUGGGUGGCAGCAAAGACCACAGUGCACAACAGCCCCAAUAUAUAUACAGUAAAAACCAAAGAAUAAGUUACCUGCACUCUCUCCUGAAUCCCUAUGCAUAUUUAAACAAAUGGAGGUCAUUUACAUUGGCCGGCGGGCAUUCCUUCCAAUGGCCAUUGGAGUGACUAAAUGACCUCCAUUUAUUUAAACAUGCAUAGGGAUUCAGGAGAGAGCGCAGGUAACUUUUUCUUUUGUUUCUACUGUCUAUAUUGGGGCUGUUGUGCACUGUGGUCGUUGCUGCCACCCAGGAGUGAUGGGAGUGAGCGCAGGACUUAUCUUUUUGUAUUUGCCUUCAUGAUAGAGCAGUUUUGUGAGCUACUUCAGUUGCGACUCAUGCCAAUCCUAUAUCAGUCCUGCAUUACAAUUUUUAAUGUUUCUUCAUGUUUCAUAUCGCUGUGGUAGGCUUUCACAGUGAUUGAAUGCUUCCACUCAUGCUACAGGGCAGUAAGCAAUCUUUCUACCUGAUGCAUGCCCGGAUUCAAUGUGUAUUGGGUUAUUGCUUGCUUAGUGAAGCCAGUUCAAUAAUAACCACCAAUUUGACUCCCUAGCACUGUGAUCAUUGUUGAAGCCCACCACAGGCAUGAUAUUGCCUUAAGUGACCUUGUGAUUUGUCUCUCUCAGUGAUCAUUCAAUCUUAAAGCAGAGUUAUGACUGUUCAGCUAGGGUUUGAAUGACAUUUAGAGAAUCAGGUUUUUAAUUGUUUAGUUCGUACAAGACAUUAUUUAGGGGAAAUUGGCUGGUUGGUUUUCAUAACGUUAUAAGUUAUAAAGAAAGUCCGUUUAGGAAGUUACAUUUUUCCUGACGUUGCAGGAAAGUUAAGACUGGUUAAAAGGAAAGCCAUUCGUCCUGGCAGCAUAAAAGUACCCUCUGGACAUAGCUACAUAGUACAAUGACCGUGACCAAUAGCUGUAGCCUGCAGCUACACACUCAGCUCUCUCUCAUACUGUUUCUUCUUUUCGCAGUAGAACAUUACAUUGUAUCCAAUCAUUUUUGGUAUUUGACCCGGCCUUGUUUAAUUUACUUACUGUAAGCAUGGCUUGCUUACCUGAUAUCUGUACUCCUAGACAUUGAUGCUUUCCUUGAUCACACAAUCUGCGACCACACCACCAGCGUGCAGAUUUUACUAUUUCACCUUUCUAUUUUUGUCUUGCUAAACCCUGCACCACUUUGUGUAGCCCAGACAGAGAGCUUUCAGCUCUGUUGGAUAUAGUGGAGGCAGUAAACAGUGCCUGCCUUACACAAGGUAAGUAGUCAGGCCAGUCUAAAAAGAUUUGCCUAAUUACAAUGGGGAGGUUCCUUGGAAAAAGGUUCGCUAGGUCAAACAUAAUUCCAGUAGAACUCUUUUGAAUGACUCUAUUCCCCGGACAACAAGCCACGGGCAUUUAAAUUGUUUCCUUCAUCCAAAAGAGUUUGAGUAAAAGGUAUGUGUCCAUGGAAGGACCUAUCCUGGUUCAAUAUCAAGAAAAUGCUGUUUGACCCAAAGUCUCAUUCAUCUCAAACAUUGACUGAGAAGUAGUCCUAACUUCAUCUUGGAUGAAUCAGUACACUGAUUUGACUCAAAUUUCCACUGUCUGGGAUUUUAAAGAGAUAUUUUUCUAUCUAACUAGAUUGUAUGGCUUAAUUUAGAACGUCUGACUUUUUUUUAGGGCCUUUGCAUUCUUCAGAACUGUUCUUAACAAGAUGGGUGUGGUACCCUCUGCCCAGUUGGUUUAACAAAAAGACCCAACGACUGUCUGCCCUUGACCAAAGAACAGAUAGACAUACAUUGUGAAUUAAGAGCUAAAACCUUUCUGGAUUAACAAAAAAAAACACGCAACCCAUUGCUAACAUUUAUCUCAAAUGUGAGAAUUCUUUUUUUUUUUUUUAAUUUCCUAAUGGCUGUGUUUAGCCUAUUAAUACCAAUGAAAACCAUUGUAUCACACAUUUUUGUUUUCAAUGCCCAAACCUUUUUAGCCUCACCUUAGCAGAUCAGAGGUUUAACACAAACUGAACAACCUGCUUGAUUUACUUCCCCUAUUCUAUGUGUGUAAUACAAUGCAUGAUGGCAUUGUGGAAACACAAUUUAUCACCUUUAUAAGUAGCAUAGUAGAAGAAACAGGCUUGAUGGCCCAAGGAUUUUUCACUUGCAAGCUUGGUAGAAUGUCAUUUAUGAUAAAUAUGGUUGCAGCUGCUGAACUGUGAGGAAUGACUGUCUAAGAAUGCACCAAGAUUAUGUUUUAUCAGCCUUUUUGUACAUGAAUUGAAAUCUUAACAGCUAGUGGCCACUCUACUCUUUGUACUAUGCAAAAACAAGGCAAUGCGUCCCUUGUUGACAAAUUGCCAGCAUUCUGCAGUGGUUAACAGUUACGUUUUUAAAUGUACACAAGUGAUUUUGCAAGCAUCUCAACAGUGAGGAUUUAAAGGAUUUGUUAUAUCAUUAUUUCACGGCCAGAAGGGUCAACAGUAUUGAUCCCCUAGGCAGGUGAAAAAAAAAAAAAUAGCUGCAAAUCUUCACAAUGUUCUGAAAUGUGUAAACUAGCAAUGAAUAUUUAUCACUUUUGUUGAAACAUUACACUUUUUUUUGUGUUCUAUUUUUUUCCUGACUUUCUCACCAUUUCCCACAUUGUAAGUCGUUCACUGAUACAGGGUACAGAAGAUACUACGAGGUAACGGCAGCAUGAGACUGAGUCUUGCGUACUUACACUCUGCUUACAUGUGUGCGCGGCUUCAGACUUUAAAGUACAUUCCGAAAUUAAACUGCAAGCUUUUAAGGCCAUUGGAGGUUUGUGGGAUUUGUGGCUUAAUAGCUCAGUAGCCACAACUGGAUAGCACUUAAUCGACCCCUUACAUGUUUAAGGCUAGAAAAAUGGCGUUCGCCAUCUCCACAUCUUAAUGCAUGCCAGCAUACAUUCACGCCAACAGCAGCUAAUGUUUGACGUCCGACUUAUUAUAUUUAAUGGCUUUAUACACUGCUUUAAUAAUGCGUUGUGAUACUAUGAAUCCACCUACACAUUCUCUAUAUUUUACGAGCAACCACUGAGUCAGUCAGGAGUGUUUUCUGUUGAUGUGGCAACCGAAUAUUCAUUUUGGCACCAAUAUUGUGUUAUAUUUACAUUUUGUGUUACUAAUCCAAAUUACAGAUAUUGAGAGCAUGUCAAAUGGUUUUAAAUUUAUUUUUUGUAAUUAUGUGUAGGUGCUUUAUUGAAAGCGCAAUGUGUUUUGCCGUAUGUCCCCUUAACAAGAAACGCUUCUACAGAUUUAUAAUUCACAUGAAUAUAUGAACUGGCACUCCCAUGUGUCAAAUCAACACAUGAACAAAAGUGUUUUCUUAAAAAUGAAAUUAUCUGGUUAACAAGCAUAACAAUGCAGAUGAGUUUAGAAAUCCGUACUGAUGUUAGUACAUUGGAUGAGUUUUACCUGUAAGAUGUAUGUAGUCACGAUUUGUUUGCUCGUUGUAUAAUUUGUAUGUUUUAUGCAAAUGCACACUAAAGAGCACAUUAAAUGGACAAUAUAGUCCCCAAAACAACUUUGGCUUAAUGAAGCAGCUUUCUGUAUAGAUCAUGCCCCCCAAGUCUCACUGCUCAAUUCACUGCCAUUUAGGAGUUAAAUCACUUUUGUUUUUGUUUGUGAAGCCUUAGGCCAGGCAUAGGAAACCUUCGGCACUCCAGAUGUUGUGGACUACAUCGCCCAUAAUGCUCUUACACCCAUAAUGUUGACAAAGCAUCAUGGGAGUUGUAGUCCAAAACAUCUGGAGUGCCGAAGGUUGCCUAUGCCUGCCCUAGGUACACCUCGCUGCUUGUAACUUACACAGCCUGCACGUAAACAAAAUGUUCAUUUUCAAUCAAAUAUAACUUACUUUAAAAGUUUUUAUUCCCUGCUCUGUAAGUUUAACCUUUAUCACAUACAGGAGGCUCCUGCAGGGUCUUGCAAGCUAAUAACAGCGCAGUAGAUAGGAAAUUCUAAAUUAAACAGUGUAAAAAUUAGAUGACUCUUUACAGGAAGUGUUUAGGAAGGCUGUGCAAGUCACAUGCAGGGAGGUGUGACUAUGGCUGUAUAAACAAAGUGAUUUAACCACUAAAUAACAAAUAAUUGAUCAGUGAGACUGUAGGGGCAUGAUCUAUACACCAAAACUGCUUCAUUACAAAGUUAUUUUGGUGACUAUACUGUCCCUUAAAUGUUUGUUUUGGUUUAUUGCUAUAUUCACACUAUAAAAGAUAUUCUCUAAUGGAAGAAACCCAUACUGACAGACAACUUUUAGCAGCUUAAUUUUUAUUCUGCUUGAUAAUGCAAUAACUGAGGUCUAAUGAUGGCAGAAUAGAAACACAGAAACAUAGACUGUGACUGCAGAUAAGAACCAUUCGGCCCAUUUAGUCUGCCCAAUUUUUUAAAGACUUUUAUUAGUCCCUGGCCUUAUCUUAUAGUUAGGAUAGCCUUAUGCAUAUCCCACACUUGCUUAAACUCCUUUACUGUGUUAACCUCUACCAAUUCAGAUGGAAGGCUAUUCCAUGCAUUCACUACCCUCUCAGUAAAGUAAUACUUCCUGAUAUUAUUUUUAAACCUUUGUCCCUCUAAUUUAAGACUGUCCUCUUGUUGUGGUAGUUUUUCUUCUUUUAAAUAUGGUCUCCUCCUUUACUGUGUUGAUUCCCUUUUAUGUAUUUAAAUGUUUCUAUCAUAUAACCCCCUGUCUCGUCUUUCCUCCAAGCUAUACAUGUUAAGAUCCUUUAACCUUUCCUGGUAAGUUUUAUCCUGCAAUCCAUGAACCAGUUUAGUAGCCCUUCUCUGAACUCUCUAAGGUAUCAAUAUCCUUCUGAAGAUACGGUCUCCAGUACUGCGUACAAUACUCCAAGUGAGGUCUCACCAGUGUUCUGUACAAUGGCAUGAGCACUUCCCUCUUUCUACUGCUAAUAACUCUCCCUAUACAACCAAGCAUUCUGCUAGCAUUUCCUGCUGCUCUAUUACAUUGUCUGUCUACCUUUAAGUCAUCAGAAAUAAUCACCCCUAAAUCCUUUUCCUCAGAUGUUGAGGUUAGGACUAUCAAAUAUCAAAUAUUCUGUACUCUGCCCUUGGGUUUUUCUGUCAAAGAUGCAUUAUCUUGCAAUUAUCCACAUUAAAUGUCAGUUGCCACAACUCUGACCAUUUUUCUAGUUUACCUAAAUCAUUUGCCAUUUGGCUUAUCCCUCCAGGAACAUCAACCCUGUUACAUAUCUUAGUAUCAUUAGCAAAAAGACAUACCUUACCAUAAAGACCUUCUGCAAUAUCACUAAUAAAAAUAUUAAAGAGAAUGGGUCCAAGUACAGAUCCCUGAGGUACCCCACUGGUGACAAGUCCAAGCUUCGAAUAUAUUCCAUUAACUACAACCCUCUGUUGCCUGUCACUCAGCCACUGCCUUACCCAUUCAGCAAUAUUGGAAUCCAAACUUAAAGAUUGCAGUUUAUUGAUAAGCCUUCUAUGUGCAACAGUGUCAAAAGCCUUACUGAAAUCUAGGUAAGCAAUGUCUACUGUACCACCCUGAUCUAUUAUUUUAGUUACCCAAUCAAAAAAAUCCAUAAAAUUAGUUUGGCAUGUGCUCCCUGAAGUAAACCCAUGUUGUCGCUGAUCUUGAAAUCCAUGUGUUUUUAGAUGUUCAACAAUCCUAUCCUUUAACAUGGUUUCCGUUACUUUCCCCACUACUGUAGUAAGGCUUACAGGCCCAUAGUUGCCCGACUCCUCCCUGCUACCUUUCUUGUGAAUGGGCACAACAUUUGCUAACUUUGCAUCUUUUGGGACUACUCAUGUUAGCAAUGAUUGGUUAAAUAAAUCUGUUAAUAGUUUUGCUAGUACACCACUAAGCUCUUUUAAUAACUUCGGGUGUAUUCCAUCAGGUCCCAUUAACCCCUUAAGGACUGGACUGUUUUUGCGAUGUUGUACAUUUGCGACCAGGCCUCUCUUUACACUUUUGUGGUGUCUGUGUUUAGCUGUAAUGUUCUCCUCUCUUAUUUACUGUUUCUAUAUAAACUAUAUAUUUUAUUUUUUUUAGGACAAAAAGGACUUUUUUUUUUUUUUUUUUUACAUACGGUUAUUUAUAUAAUCUCAUGUAAUUAAAAAAAAAAUUUUGAAAAAAAUACAUGUUUUUUGACUUUUACUUGAAAAAUCUUUUACUCCUCUACAAAUGCAAAUGAAAAAAACUGCUAAAUAGAUUCAAAAUUUUGUCCUGAGUUUUUAAAAAUACCCAGUGUUUACGUGCUUUUUUUUGCAAGUUAUAGGGCUAUAGGUACAAGUAGGAUAUUGCGGUUUCAAAACAUAAAUUUUUAAAAUUUAUCAAUAGUGACAUUGUAACACUUAUCUGUCAUAAGUCUCUAAAUAACCCCCUCACAUGUACAUAUAUUUUUUUUAAAGUAGACAACCUAGGUUAUUCAAUAUGGGGUAUAUCCAGUCUUUUUUAGUAGCCACUUAGUCGAAAACACUGGCCAAAGUUAGCGUUCAUAUUUGUUUGUGUGUGAAAAAAGUAAAAAACUAAAUUGAAUGCUAAUUUUGGCCAGUGUUUGUGACUACUAAAAAAGACUGGACAUACCCCAUAUUAAAUAACCUAGGUUGUCUACUUUAAAAAAAAUAUAUGUACAUGUGAGGGGGUUAUUCAGAGAUUUAUGACAGAUAUGUGUUACAAUGUCACUAUUGAUAAAUUUUAACCCCAUUUGCAAUACUUUGGGUUGUCUUCUUUUGCAACUGGUAUGCCAUCAUGUGGGUAAUUCUCAUUCCUGGGCUACCAUACGCUCUCAAAGGCAACGUAACCAACCUGGCCAUUUUCAAUGUAAAUAUAUUUCACCCAUAUAUUUGACCCUGUAACUUUCAAAAACGCUAUAAAACCUGUACAUGGGGGAGACAUCGCUGAACACAAAUAUUAGUGUUUAAAAACUGGAAAACGUAUCACAACAAUUAUAUCAUCAGUAAAAGUGCUGUUUGUGUGUGAAAAAUGCAAAAAAAAGUCACUUUCACUGACUAUCAUCGCUGUGAUAUGUUUUACUGUUUUGAAUCACUAAUAUUUGUGUUCAGCGAAGUCUCCCGAGUAAAACAGUACCCCCAUAUACAGGUUUUAGGGUGUCAUAGAAAGUUACAGGGUAAAAUAUAGUGCUAGCAAAUUAAAUUCUCUGGACUUUCGGUCUGGGUUGGCCGGCAGGUCCCUCAAAUUGCAAUCAAUAAAAUUACUUAUGUAAAAAUAUUACAUAAAUACGCACGUAGAAUUUAAAUAUAUAUGCAUAUUUAUAUAGUUGAAGUCUACGUGUAUAUUUAUAUAAUUAUUUAUGUAAUUUUGUAUAGGGACAUAUGUAUAUUUUGUAUUAUUUUUAUUUAUAUAUACAUAGAUAUAUAUACAAUUUCAUUCUAAGUAUAUUUUGAUAUAUAUAUUACUAUCAAAAUACAGUUAGAAUAAAAUUUCAUAUAGAUAUAUAAUUUUUUUAUUAUAAUUUUUACAUGUUUUUAUUUAAUUUGAAUUAUUUGUAUUUUAUAAUAUAUACAAUAUAUAGUAAUAUAUAUGUGUGUAAUUUAAUUAUAAGUGUAUUUUUAUAUUAAUAUAUGCACAUAUUAAUAUAAAAAUACACUUAGUAUGACUAUAUAUAUAUAUAUAUAUAUAUAUAUAUAUAUAUAUAUAUAUAUAAUUUAUAGACAUAUAUUAUAUAGAUAUAAUAUAUGUCAUAUAUAUACACACACAUAUAUAAUUCUAUUUUUUUAUUAACAUUAACCUUUAUUUUUUUUAAUGAUUUUACACUAGCAGGGAGACUGCCUGUCCGCCCAGACAGUCCCUCUGCAGGCAGACACUAGGACACCUAUUGUGACCAUGUGACCGCUCUGUUGAGCGAUCACAUGGCCACAGUGGUCCUAAUCUACCGCGGGGAGACUGUCUGGGCUGCAGGCAGUCUCCCCACACCGGGAGCAACGGCGAUCACCGCCGGGAGAACUACGGCGAUCGGGUUAGUACAUCUGACCGUUAGGACGGUUCAGGACCCUCACUGGUCGGCAACGCAAAAAUGCCGAUGACGGCCCUGAACCGUCCUAGGUCCUGAAGGGGUUAAAUUAUUUCUUUACUUUUGACAGUUGAAAUAGAACCUCAGCGGAAAGUAAAUAAGGUGGGGUGGGAAUAACCACUCACGCUGAGGUGGGCGGUCCACACUCCACUAAGGAGAACCUCCAAAAAGUUAAAAAAUUUAAUGUUUGUGGUAUUAGCCUUUAUUAAUGUAUAUAGCCGAAUAAAAGAAAUUUCAUGUUUGUGGUUAAAAUCAGAAGCUGAAAUAGAACCUCUUCCUCUGUAAACUCACAUGUAACAAAUGACUCAUUUGCCCCUUUUACCUAACUGAGGCCCCUUUCCUUCAUUUUCAUCUGAAAAUACUGAACAAAAAUAUUCAUUGAGACAGUCAGCUAGACCUUUAUCCUCUUCUACAUACCUUCCUUCUUUUGUUUUUAAUCUAACUAAUCCUUGUUUUACUUUCCUUUUCUCGUUUAUGUAUCUAAAAAGGUUUUGUCCCCAUUUUUUACUGACAGUGCUAUUUUCUCUACUGUGUGUGAUUUGGAAGCUCUUAUAACUUGCUUAGCCUCUUUCUGCCUAAUCUCAUAGAUCAUUCUGUCUUCAUCACUCUGUUUUUUUUUAUAAUUUCUAAAUUCUAACUUUUUUUUACUAUUUUGGCCACAUCUGCAGAGUACCACGGUGGUUUCUUGAAUUUUUUGCUUUUACUGACCAGCCUAAUGCAGUUUUCUUUUGCCUUCAGCAGUGCAACUUUUAAAUAAUCCCAUUUCUCUUGGACUCCAUUUAAAUUGCUCCAGUCUGAUAAUGACUCCUCUACACAUAUUCUAAUUUUAGAAAAGUCUCCCUCUAGGGAGUUUAGAAUAUGUGUGCUCUUGGCACAAGCAGCUGUUUUGGUUUUCCAAUUCACAUCAGGAAGAUUAAAGUCACCCAUGAUGAUAACUUCCCCCUUCAUUAUCAUUUUAGCUAUUUCCUCAACUAGUAGAUUAUCUAACUCUUCUAUUUGUCUUGGGGGCCUAUAAAUCACACCUACACAAGUUACUGUGUGAUUACCAAAUUCUAACGUAACCCAAACGGAUUCCAUGUUCGCCUCAUUAACUUUUAUUAGGCUAGAUUUUAUGCUAUCCUUCACAUACAGGGCAACCCCUCCCCAUUUGUUGCCUUCCCUGUCUUUUCUAUAUAAAGAGUACCCUGGUAUUGCUAUGUCCCCGUCAUUUUUCUCAUUAUACCAUGUCUCAGUAACAGUGACUAAAUCUACACUAUCAGUUGCCAUUAUUGCCACAAGUUCAUGGAUCUUUUUCCCUAAACUACGAGCAUUUGUAGACAUGACUCUAAGCUUAUCAUUUUUUAACACAUUUGCUACAAGCACCUUCUGUCCUUGUUUUGGGGGGCAAUUGGUUUGAUGUUUUAUCAUCCUUUUGCCAGUCCUAGUUUAAAUACAUCCUAGCAAAACCUCUGAACUGCUCACUGAGAACAUUUGUUCCCUUUUAAGAAAGAAGCAAACCAUAUUUUUUGUACUGUGUAUUUCCAUUCCAAACAGAGCUACCAUGAGAAAUUAAGCCAAAUCCUUGCUCCCGACACCAUUUACCAGAAUUAACAUUCUUAGAGAAUUUGGAGCAAACUUAGUUUGGUGGUGCAGUAGCCUUGGCUUACCACCUCCUUAAUGUGCAUCCUAGUAUAAUCCAUAAACUUUGCAAUACAGGAAGUUUAAAAAUUAGAUCUCUUUACAGAAAGAGUGUAGAGAGGCUUUAUGAGUCACAAAGUGAUUUAACUCCUAAAUGGGAAAGCAUUGAGCUGUGAGACUGCAGAGGCAUGUCACCAAAACCACUUUAUUAAAAGUUAUUUUCGUGCUGUGUCCCUUAAGAGCUCACUGUAUGAAGGAUAAUAUUUAAAACAAAAAGUUAGUUAUGUUUCUCAAAAUAAAAAAAAAUGCGUGUUUUUAUAGAGUUUGGAUAUGACAACACAUGUGUGUACUGGGUGUUGGCAGCGAAUGAGAUGCAAUCAGAGAGCGUGCAGUGAAGUUGUAGCUAAGUAACCAUAGUAAUUAGUUGCCUGGGCUGUUUUAUUUAAUUACUAAUUAGCUUUUAGGUUAUCAUUUCCUUGAGUAACUAAGAUGAAAGCUGUUGACGUGGAAGAUCUUUUAACUAAAAAAAAAAAAAAAAAAGCUAAAUAUUUUUUUUUUUUUUUUUCCUCAUUCUGUAUCUUGUCAGUUUUAAGAAUGGAUAAUAAAGUGAUUAACUUCACUCAAACCACUGCGACCAGAACAUGUUUCUGCUUGUUUACCAUUAACUGAUCUCCUGUGAGAACACCAGGCUCUUAGCAUUCUCUGUGUGCUAAACAGAUAUUGCCUCAAGGCACCAUCUUUCUAAAGCGUCAACAUAUAUUUAUAGAUGUCUAUGCUACGCUUUAAACCGGCUGCAUGUUUGCUUUCUAAUGCUUUUUUUUGUUUUUGUUUUUAACUAAACAUGCUUUUGCAAGCUAUACAGAUGCAAUCACAAUUUCCUUCUGGACUUUGUACAUUUGACUAAUAAAAAAUUAUUAUGGCAGAAUUUUUUUUUUUUUUUUUUCUGUGACGAGUAGGUAAUUCUGAUCCAUAGGGGAAAAAAAAAAAAAAUCUACAGGUACAAAAACUCAGACUUUUAAUACACGUAAUGCCAUAAUGGGUGAAACAUGACUAGGUAAAAUGUAAGCGUACAUAAAGAGAAAGCAUAUUGCUUAUUCUCUGUAUGAGAUUCUUGACAGUGGGCUAAUUCAGGAUGGUUUAAUUCCGAUCUCUUCUCCAUUCUCUUCCAGGAAAUUAGGAAAUUUGUGAAGGGAGUUUCCGAACGAAUUAAGAAGACCCGUGAUAAAUACGGUAUCAAUGAUAAUGGCACCACAGAGGUACGUGCAAGAGGGGGCCCCACUAUAGAGGCCAGGCUCUCUGUCUGUGACAUUUCCUUCUGCUAUUACUAUAUCAGUGGCCUAGAAUUUAAUAUUCACAGUUCAAUACUUAACCAGGAAUUGACAGUCUUCACAGCUGGCGGGGAGGUGAAUAUGCUUAAUUCACUCGGUAGAUGUGCUGCCAAGUGUUUGAGGUCACUUUCUGAGGGCAAAUACGCUGCAUGACUUCACUUAGUCUUUCUCAUCUGACGGAGAAAACUGGAUGUGACAUUAGAUGUGUUUAUUGUCGGAAUGGUAAAUUUAGUUAUUAGCAAUAUGUGGGUUAAUUGUAAAAGCUGUAAUUGUCCAGAUUCUCUCCUUACAUAAGACAAAGUUAUUUUUGAAAAGCUUUAACGCAGACCUAAAGGCGUUAAGUGACAUUUGUUCUUUCCUUAAACAUAAGAAAAAUGAGAAGUGACUCUGAAACACAUUGUUGAUGAAAUUAGCGGUAGCUGAGGGGCAGAAAGCCAGUCAAAACUGGAAGGUAUCUCCUUUCAAAACUGCAUUGCAAACUGAAUUUUAAUAUGUGCAAUGUGGGGAUGAUCUACAAGUAGAUCAAACAUUAGCAGGUUAGAUCAGAUGCAUUGCACUGUUUUGCAAAAAUGUGCAAUUUCAUCAGAAAAUGUUUAUAAAUAAGAUCGGUUAAAUAUAGUUGUUUAGUUAGCAGAAUUAUAAGUAAUGGCAUUUAAAGGGAAAUCCUUGCUCACCACCUCCCCUUCUCAGGGCAGAAACCCUUAAUUCACUUAAUUACUCUCCGCUUCCGCGACUUUAUGAGUGCCUUGAUCGCAUUAGAACAAUCAAUGCUUUCCUAUGGGGUUUUUGCAGACGCUGGAUGUCAUCGUGCAUAGAGUUUGGAUGUCCAAUGUCAGGCAACCAAAAUUAGUCUAGUGACCCGGAAGCUAAUAGACAGCCACUAGAGGUGGAGUUAACGCUGCAAUGUAAUUAUUGCAGUUUCUCAAUAACUGCAAUAAUUACAAGGGCAGGGUUAAACUGACUGUGAGAGUGCACCCAGGCAACUUCAAUUAACUGAAAUAGUCUGAGUGCCUAUAGUGUCCCUUUAAAUAUAAAGUUUGAAAAAGCACUCUGUUAGACUAAUUCAGCUUUUAUUUAUUUAAUCAUCUCUUCUAUAGAUUGUUCAAGUAUUUGUUUUAUUUUUGUAAUAUUGAACAUAGAGGUUGAUUUUUUUUGUUGUUUGUUUUUUUAAAUACCAACCACCAAUCUCUUCACUAACAAUGCAAAACACGUUCAAUAUUCUAUUGGUUUGCAUACCCAUUCACUGUGUUUUAAUAUGAGUGUGUGAUCUCUUUUUAUAAUUUUGGUUUAGCCGCGAGUCUUAUAUCAGCUGGAUCGAAUCACCCCCACGCAGCUUGAAAAGUUUUUGGAGACCUGUCGAGAUAAGUACAUGAGGUAAGCACAUUUGCUUCUUUCGAACCAUCAUUGUAGAUUGAAGAAGUCUUAAAAACACGCAAAUCAACCCUCUUCUGUGUCCUCAGAGCACAGAUGGAGCCUGGCUCAGCUGUGGGUGCCCUAUGCGCACAAAGUAUUGGAGAGCCGGGCACACAGAUGACUCUAAAAACGUUUCACUUUGCUGGAGUUGCUUCCAUGAACAUCACCUUAGGAGUUCCUCGCAUUAAGGAGAUCAUAAAUGCUUCAAAGAACAUCAGGUGUGUUCUUAUACAUUUCUUUGAAUGAAUUGUGGUAAACUUAUUUUUCACUAGAUUGUUGAUGUUUUGGUAUCUUCGUCAGUUGGCCAUAAAAUUAGUGAAGUGGUUUCCUGUACCAAAGAAACUCAAAGGGGCUGAGAUUUGGUAUAGAAUGAGGUGCAUCGUUACUGUCGAAGAAAGAUACAUUUGUAACUUAUGAUCUUCCCUGACCGUAACACCUGAGAAAUGCAUACAUGUACAUAAAAAUAUACCCCUACUUGAUAUGGCUGCUUCAUAUAUUUUGAAUAAAUCAUAAAACUACACUCUUCUUACUGUAAUUCAUUAGAAAUAUCCUGCCAGUGAGCGUAAAAAUAUAUUUUUGAGCUUUUCUUACAAAAUAUUUUUCCUCCCAUCAAGUGUAACUGUCAGUGGAGUUUUUUGUUUUCUUCUUUGUUUUUGUUUUUUUUCUUGUGUCUUUAUUUUAUUAUUUUGUUUUGUUUUCACAUCACAAUAGAUUUAAUUCACAUAAUACAACACUUUAUCAGAGUCAGAGUAGGAAACGAAUAUCCAUGCAUGAAACUUGCAAUGUGAGCGAUUUUAAUUUUUUAAUUUUAAUUGUUUUUAUUUUUUAAAUAGAUAAACCUAAAGCAAACAACCAUGCAUGGGCAUUUGCAUAUAUAACAGGGAGGUCAGAAUAUAGACUUUUUAAAAUAUGAAAUGCUUCUACUAUGGUGGAUAGAGUGUUGAGCUGAAUAGCAAUUUAUAAGGAUCAGGGGUCCACCUUGGAAAAAUGUAACAAAAUUAAGCAAAAAAAAAAACCACAUCACCCUUGCUGAGUGAUAUCUCCUCAUUCGAUUCCAAAUCUGCAGGAGGGCAGCCGUCCCCUUGGUAGGUAGUCCCACAUUAUUUAGACUUGUAGCUUAGUUUGACCUGCUAUGGCACUGUGUGUAGAAUCCACGAGGCCUCCCAAAAACAGAUACUGUAGAAGAGUCAUCUCCAUGACGCUAGUCCUAGGCCCAACGCCAAACCUCCACAGGUUCAACCUGGAUUAUCUCCAUUGCAGAUAUAUGUAUUGAGGUGAAGUCCGUAUGCGUCUCCUUAUUUAGGUAAAGAUUCCAGCAGCUUAAUCGGUUAUGCAACAGUCCCAACAAUUUAUAUAGGCAGUUGUCCACCUCAUGGUGACCAUGUGAAGUAUACUGUGGUCUCCGCUUCUUUGCUGCUAAACAUGACAGGAAAUACUGUGUUCUUUGCUUCCUUGCUGCUAUACAUGACAGGAAUUCAGAUAUGCUAUAUCCGUACUGUCGGAUAGGGCGUCAGGAGAACGGCCUUUCCUUCCACGACAGCAAUGUGUGUAUUCCACAGGAAUCUCAACCCAGACAAGAAAGGUGGCAAAUUUAGUAUGGCCAGAUUCACUGAGGUGCCCUCUAACAGAUGAGUUACCACCUGCAAGAUUAGCAAGCUUACUGGUUUUAUUGCUCCAAAACCCGUAGUGAGCUCAGGUGCUCGCCGAGCACGUGUCCUCUCAGCUCGGCAGUCCGACUCUACCCCCAGAAGUGAAAUUUAUUAAUAGGAGGGGGGGAGGGAAGCAAAUAUAAUGAAUUCUAUCAGCUUAAUGUCUUUCACAACAGACUUCUUGCCUGGCCAGGCCUGUCUUUAUAUAAAGUGAUUAGUCUGAUAAUUUGACAUGAAGGGAUUCAUAAUUGUACUCGCAUUCCAUAGACAAAUCAUCCACUCCAUACAGAUGCAAGAGCCAUAAUGCUGAUAACAGGCACAUGUUUUAUGGCGAAUGCCGCUUUGUUAUGGCAGUAUGUCUAGUUAUGUAUGACUGUGCCGUAGCAUUGCAUGUACCUGUGACUGCUUUACUACUAUAGGUUGCCUCUCACUUUAUGUAUGUGACAAAUACAUAUGAGACUAGCCAUAAUGUGAUAGAGACCCCUGCAAGGGCUCAAGACAUUGCCUCUACUAUGUGUUUUACCCAAUAGACAUGGAGUUGUGAAAUUUUGAAGAAGAGGGAGCUGGAUCUUUUUAUUUCUUUUCUCAAACUUGUAGUCCAUAAUCAGGUCAUCCAUACCUGUCCUGCUAAUAUAUAACACCCAGUAUUUCACUGCAGCACGCCAAUCAUUACCGCCCACCUGGAUGUUGAUGACGAUUCGGACUUUGCCCGUCUUGUGAAAGGCCGCAUCGAGAAGACCUUGUUGGGGGAGGUAUGCAGACAAAAUAAGCUCUCUGGCUAAAUUCUGUUUGUAUUUACUUCUUCCCCUGUUUUUGACUGUUUUGCUAUACACUAUUGCAAUAAAAUUCUUAGUACACUGACAUAGAAAAAUAAACUAUGUUAAUGAGUGUAAAGUUCAGAGUUAAUACAAUUGAUAUUAUCAUCCUAUAUUGUUGUCGUAUGUAUGGCCUUCAUGAAUCCUGCUUUCUAGUUCUUGGUCCAAACUGCUCAUAUCCCUAGGAUGACAUUUACAUAUUCCUGCCUAGUUUUAUUUAGAAAGUGUUUUACCAGGAUAAGUACACGGUGAUGUCUCUUGGUUUUAAAUAUGUUCUAGAAUUCAUAAGCAAAACAACAUUAUUAUUCAAGGUUAUAAAACACAGAUAGCCGUGAGCAGUUUUUACAUGAUUUAGUUGAUUAGAGAUAGUGAGCGAGCAGUGGGAAAUCUACAAUCUCUGAGUUAGGGCUGUCUGUGUGUGAAGAAAGGACUUGUAUUUAUCCAUGGCCUCUGACUGGACAAUAUACAUUCUUUUGAGGUUUAUUUGUGUGAUUUAUACAAGCCAUUAUUUAAACUGAGAGCGGUGCCAGGGCAAUCCUGGCACCACAGUCACUCCAGCACUCUGUAGUGUUUAUGGUGCAAGGGGUGCUUCUUUAAAAUAAAGACCUGUACUUUGUUCUUCCUUUUAAAAAAAACAUUGGAUAAAAAACUCUGCCUAUUAGUUUUUGUUUGUUUGUUUUCUGAAAAGUUAAUAUUUAUGAUGGUAGCUUAGGCCAUCUCACUUCUGCCAUCUACUUUUUGCAUGAGAGUGCAGUAAGUUAAAUCGUAUGAGGAAAUGCAACAGUCCGUAACCUUCUAAUUGUAUCCAAGGCUGUCAGAAAAGCCAGCAGUUGUAACUCUCCUCUUGGUGUCCCAAUGUAGCUCCGUCAAUACUCUGGGCAAAGAUUGUUGGCUCCUUCUUUUAAAAAUAUUUUUCUCAGGGUAGAUUUUAUAGGUUCCUGGAGACAGAGGCUGUUUGGCAUGCAUUUGUAUAGUUAGGCACAUCAUUGCCAAUCUUCCUACACAACAGCUGAUUGAACACGAUAGACGCAGUAGUUCUACAGAUGGCAAAAUCUCAUUGCAAGUAACUUAUCAGAAUCCUACAUUCACCUUUAAUGGGCACUUCUUGUAUUGGCUUAGCUCCUUACUACUGGAAGACAGGUCAAAUAAAUGUAAUGAUCUAUUAAAAGCAGAGUUGUUCUGUACAGAAUGAAUGCGAAAACUGCUUCAUGAAAAGCAUUUAAAGUAAAUGAAUUCAAGAUCUGUGUUAAAAUAAAAUGCGUAUUAAGGAAUAGAGAUGUCGCGAACCGUCCGCGGCAAACUCCGGUCAGCUGACACGUCCCGGCCAAUCUCCAGCAGACCCUCCCUCCCAGACCCUCCUACUUCCUGGACAGCAUCCAUGUUUCAACUGCUGUCCAGGAAGUAGGAGGGUCUGGGAGGGAGGGUCUGCUGGAGAUUGGACGGGACGUGUCAGCUGACCAGAGUUCGCCGCGAACAGCUCGUGGCGAACCGUUCGCGAGAAGUUCGCGGACGGUUCGCGACAUCUCUAUUAAGGAAUUCACUGCUUAUUACUCAGUGUACUCAGUGUUUUCUUUUGUUUUUUGGGGGGGUUUAUGACAGUACAUUUUUAUAUUUUUACAGAUAUCAGAAUACAUCGAAGAAGUAUUUCUUCCUGAUGACUGCUUUCUGCUGGUGAAGCUUUCUCUAGAACGCAUAAGGUUGUUGAGGCUGGAGGUAAGGGAUUCGGAGACUUUCAAACUGAGAUUAAUAGCCUUUGUUACCCUGCACCUAAAUGGAAAAUACAGUUCUCUAAAGUUCUUUAGCUUGCUGAACUGCUUUAGGGGUUAAAGGGACACUCCAAACAACUAAAGCACUUUAACUGGAUGAAGUGCUUUAUGUGUGAAGAUGCGGGCAAUUGCCCAUAGCACCUGGGGAAGUCUGAGCUUGGCUAGAAUAGGAGGGCUUGCAAAGGCUGUAGACAAGAGAUCUGCAGCUUUUGAAUAGUGUUUUCGAUGUAUCCACAAUGAAUAAAUGCAUGCAUUUUUUUCCGCUGGAGGUAUAUCUACUAAAUAGUUAUUUUUUUAUUUUAUUUUUUGUGCAGUGGAGUGUCCCUUUAUUUUUUUUAAUUUUUAAUUUUUUUUUAUAAAAGUCCAGAUUUGAAGAGAUAUUGGUACUGUUAUAAACCCAUUCAAACAAGUGUCAACCAGGUAUCCAGGAGGGUUUCCUGCCUCACUUGCUUUAAAACUAUAGUUCGAAGUUGACUUGAAUGCUUAUCAUAGUUUCAAAGCUCCUCUAAAAGAAGCCUUUCUAGCAUUUUGUGGUGAUAGACUGCACCAGCACAGUGUUUCCAGAUACUUCUCUAUGAGAAACAUCUGAUUGUAUACAAGUCAUUAGUAUUGACAACGUCCGAGAGGAAACUAUCCCAGCGUUGGAAUAAAAGUCUUUCGAUUUAUUUUUAAUUGGUGUGUUCCUUUUAACGUUGCAACCUACGUACCCCUUGAUAACAUUGGUGGAUACUAAGUUUGCCUUUUUGUAAAAUGUUUCAUCUUUUACAACAAAGCUGGCUUUGUGAACUGAGGUACCCAAAAAUUCUGAGAUGUUUUAGAACUCUAACACUCAUCAUGCUUUGCUACUCUAAAUGCUGGCAAAGUAUUUGUGGUACUAAAACAUCUUAUGUACUUUUAGCAAGAUAUUCAACAUUACUUCAGCACAUCAUUCUGGUCUUCAUCAAUGGUCCACAUUAUUUCCACAUUUUCAUCACCAGGCAAUGGACAUACACCUUACCUCCGUUGCUUCAUUUAUUUAUUUGCCACCCAGGUUAAUGCUGAGACUGUCAGAUACUCAAUUUGCAUGUCCAAGCUGCGUGUGAAACCUGGGGAUAUUGCCGUGCAUGGGGAGGCUGUAGUGUGUGUUACCCCACGAGAAAACAACAAGAGCUCGAUGUACUAUGUCUUGCAGACCUUGAAAGAGGAACUCCCAAAGGUGGGUAUGAGGGUGCUUUCCAUAAUUGACAUAUAGUUAAAUACAGAGACAAUACAAAGUGCAACACUGCAUUUUCACAAUGACCAAUGUAAUGAUAAUUUGUCAGCAACCAUUACUUGGAACGUGACCUUUUGCCAUAAAAACCUUCCCGGUAUUUCCCUCUCUUGCAAUUAACCCUCUGUUCUGUUGCAUAUUACUUCCGCAUUCACCACCACUUGUUUGAUAUUGAUGCUUGUCAAAAGCUGGAAUGCUAUUCCUUCUGUUGGUCUCAGGCGUAACACAUAAUCACUUGCACAAUGCCACCGCAAAUCUGAAAAUAUGUCUGGCGUUUACCUUGGUUGCAGCAGGACAUUCACAUGGUUGAGGGAGGAUCAUCACCCUCUGCAAAUUGUAGAGCAUAACAAGUACGUCAAACUUUCACCCUAAAUGAAGGGAAGAAGAAAAUCUGUCCUUUUUAGGACAGUGCAAAAAAUAUUUAAAUAAUAUACAUACUUGGCACAGCAGGAGGAGAGCACAGAACCCAAAUGUUAAAGCUGAAAAAAGAGAAGCAGAACGCGUAUCAUGACUAGCAUGGUACUUACUCAAUGUAUCAUUCCACCAUUACCUCUGGGAGGCCUGCCUCUGUAUAGCUGUACCUUGCUAAUGUAACCUCUGAUAAUUGUGAUCUCAUUGUUCUUUUCUUUAAGGUGGUGGUGCAGGGGAUCCCUGAAGUUUCACGUGCUGUAAUACACAUUGAUGAGCAAAGUGGCAAGGAAAAAUACAAGCUGUUGGUGGAAGGGGACAACCUUCGCUCUGUUAUGGCAACUCAUGGAGUUAAAGGUUCCCAUACAACGUCCAACAACACCUAUGAGGUACAUUGAACUACCUGUUUGCCUAUCCCAGCCCUGACUGUAGCUGCUGAAGACUUUCCCAUUCCUACAUGACGGGUUUCUGUAUGAGGGAACCAAGCCGCUCUUAUUAACAAAGAGACUUGUGAUAACAGGAAGUUAAACUGUUUAAAUACAUAUUAGACAAUUACCAACUGUAUUUUACUCUUGUAACCAGGUGGAAAAGACAUUGGGGAUUGAAGCUUCCCGCUCCACCAUUAUCAAUGAAAUACAGUACACAAUGGUGAACCAUGGUAUGAGUAUUGAUCGACGCCAUGUUAUGCUUUUGGCAGACCUGAUGACUUACAAGGUGAGCAUUGUAGACAGGGUCAUUAAAACGGUACCUUAAAUAUUACUAAAUGAUUGGUUAAUCAUUAGAUAGCUAGAUAAAAAUAUAUAGAGAGAGAAAUAUGUCUGCGUGUAUGUUUUAUGAAAACUAAUAAGAAUCCUGAAAGCUCAGUACUAAUGUAACAAAAUGUAUUAUUGCAACCUGGUGUCCAACUUGCCUUAUUUAGUUUACACUUAGAAGUAAUGUACAUUCUUUUAACAGCUUCUCAAAAUAUAUUUACAAUACACAUUCUAAGCAAGCUGAUGUAGUGGAUGUGGCACGAGGUCUGCUCAGCAGCCCCCUCUCGUCAACUUGCUAAUUCAGAAGUUCCUUAUUAGCAAUGUUAAUUUUGUCUCAAUUUAGACAGCAUCGAUUUGCUGAGCGUGUCAGCAAAUCCAGAUUUGGAUAUUGACAUAUUUAUUGCAGGUGUGGAAUUUCUGCAUAAGCAGUGAGGCCACAUGCCAGUGUGUUUGAGGGACUUUUUGUUUGUGUCAAGUAAUUACAACCGCUGUAGUUUUUAUGUUGCCUUGAGAGCCCCUUUCAAUGUUAUUUUCCAUUAAUAUGAGCAGAAAUGAAAAUCUACAAUUUUCUGAUAUAUAUAUAUAUAUAGGAUAAAGUGAAUUUAGUGGUAAACGGAUCUUCUUUUCAUGAGAAGAACUGUACUAAACCUACAAUGAUUCCGUUCUUAGAAUGGUUACAGUCUUAUAUUUCAUCUGUUGUGCAAUAUUUACUGCCUGAGCAGACAAUAGCACAAGGAACCGUCAGGAACACCAGGAUACACAAGCAAGAUUGUACCUUGAUGCAUGUCUCAUAAACUCAAACUAGUAAUUUGAACCAGUGUUAAAAAUACUAAAUUUUAUGUGUUUUGUAUCAUCAGGGUGGGGUAUCACGGUAUCAUCACAAUGAGUUAAUACCAUGCUAAUAGAAGGGAAAUGGUAGGGAAACUGUAAAUAAAUAAGAAAAAGAGGCAAGAAGAUAUAACAUUUCUAAUGCCACUAGAAAAGUUUCAGUAAAUAACUUAAGAGGCAGAAGACAAAAUAUGUCUUCUAAAUUCAGCAGACGUCUGGGCAUGAACAUUUAGUGCAUUGUGCCUGACCAAACUAUUGGCUGAUGACCAUGUAGCUGCUCUACAUGUGAUCUCAGUGUGUUAGUCACAGCUUCUCAAGAUGAAACCAUAGAUCCCGUGCAAUGUGCUGUCUCUAAACCAGGUUGAACCUGAACAUCCUGAGCUUGACAAGCAGCUGGUAUUGCUAAUACCACCCAAUGUAGGUUUUGAUGCAGCAAGAUCCCUGUGUUGUCCAGAGAAAUUCAGAAAAUACUGUCUCCACCCAUUGGUUUAUGAAAGAUAGUUAUAAAGACAUCAAGCUACCUGCUUUGUAUUCCAUCUUUCCUCCUCAAGAUUAUUGUGAGACUGAAAAAAGACAGCAAGAUAAUCUCCUCAUUGAGGUGAAAAUGUGAGAUGACUUUAGGCCUGAAUUGUGGAAUUGUGUGAAGCUCAACUCUGUCUGGGAAGAACACUGUAAAAGGUUCCUCUGCCAAUAAUACCUGGAUUUCAGCAAUUCUUUUUCCAGAAGUAAUGGUUACCAAUAAAAGACACUUAAGUGUAACUAUAAAAUUAAAUCCAGAGGGGAAAGAUCUGAGAGGAGUUCAAAUGCAGGCACUUGCAUAUGAAUAGAAUUUAAGCUGAGGUGUUUGUCCAGGUCUGCCUUCCUGUAAAAUAUGGGAAACUAUAGCAGAAUAUAUAGUGACAUCUUCACCAUGUGAACAGUCCAUGAAGGCGAUCAAUAUGCAAUAAUAGGUGGAAGACGGUCUUCUUGAUUGUAGUAAGGUAUUGAUUACUGCUUCUAAAAAAAAAAAAAUCCCUUUGAAAUCAAGCUCCUCCAUUCAUGCUGAAUGCUUGUUUACUGAGAUGCAUGUGCUGUUGCACUUUGAGUGAGCAACUUUUGAAGCUUGCGAGGUUCCCAUGGAAAUUCCAUCGCCCUGGACCUAAGGAGAGGAAACCAGGGCCCUUGAAGCCAAUAGGGAAUGAUUGCAAUCACCUGAAGCCAUUCUGUUAUGAUUUUCCUCAGGGUUUUCUAGAUGAGGGGAAAUGGAGGAAAAGUAUAAGCUAUAUUGAAAGACCAAGGGUUGGAUAAGGCAUCAAUGGCCAUAACUUUGGGGUGGAGCCUCUGGAAAAGAAUGUUUGGAGCUGGGUAUUAGAUGCUGUUGCCACUAGAUCCAGCUCCAACAUUCCCCAAUGAUGUGUCAGACGAUUGAAGAUCUGAAGAUGUAGCUGCCAUUCGUUAAGAUCCGGGUCGGUGAUCCAGCUGUGCUGUGGGUACUUCCUUGUCAGUUUAUGUAAGCCACUGCUGCACAUUGUCCGUCCUGAGUUUCACCCAUGUCCCCUUCAGGAAGUCUUGACAAUGAAGCAGUGUUAGGCAGCUCUGAGUUCUAACAAGGUUGCCGGAAUCUUAGAAGCCCUCUUGUUCCAUCUCCCUUGGGCAUUCAUAUGAAAAUGCAAAUAAGCUCCCAUCCUAAUCCACUGGCAUCUGUGGCAAGGAAUAUUCAAUUUAUCUUUUAAGAGGAUAAACCUUUACUGAGAUUUGAAGCAGUUUUGCCACCACUUCAAAUAUUUUCAAAGACUCUCUGAGACCAUGAUUCUUUUGGACCAAGAAUACCUGACUGGGUUGAAUUUCUUAAAAAAAGGCUUCUGGGGAGGGCAAACGUCCCAAAGAGCCCAUUUUACCAAUCUAAUUGUUGAAGUCAAAUUUCCCAACAUGCUAAUGAAUACAUCUGCUGGGACUGGUUUCCUUGAGACCACUUGUCAACCCUUCAGCAGCAAACGUUCUCUCCUUUCUUGAGAUGUAAAUACCAUACCCAGAACUGUACUAAAUGAAACUCGUAGAAAGCAGAUCCUCUGGAGUUGAACUAGUUAGUUCUGUUAGUAAUUGAUCCAACCAAACCUCUGGAGCGAUAGAAAGGCCAUAUCUCUUUGAAAGAGCAGGUUUUGUUUUGAUUUCCCCACCAAAAGAACAUCAUCCGAAUUAUAAAAACGAUUUGGACACUGUUGUCUUAGAGCUAGAAGGACUUUUGAAAAGGUCCAUGGGGCUGUGCUUAACCCAAAGGGCGUAGCUUUGAAUUGGAAGUGAUUUCUCAGAAUUGCGAACCCUUAUAAUUUUUUUUUUUAUGAUGUGCAAUAGGAAUAUGUAAGUAGGCAUCCUUUAGGUCUAUGGAGAUUAACCAAUCAUCUUGACGCUCUACAGAGAUGUUUGGAGACAGGGAUUUAAUCCUUCAUUUUCAGAUCUUGAGAAAAAAGUUCUGUCUGUGUAGGUGUAGAAAUAGACACCAAUCGUCUCAUAGCUUUGGAACCAGAAAGAAGAUGGAGUAGAUUCCAUUGACUCUUUCUUCAAUUUGUUAUUCUUGCUAUAACUUUGCCCUUAAAAAGCUUUGAGAUGUCUCUUAUCCAAGCAUUUCUCUUGACUUUCCAAAGAAAUUUCUCCAGAUUUUCUAAAAGUGAUGAAGACCUCCAACUUCUGGAAUCUGGGGACCCAAACCUUUAGAACUGACAUUUUAGAUGCGUUGGUGAAAAUUAGAUUUACCUUUGGAAGACUGUUCUACUUUCCAAGCUGAUGUCCUGGAAAAAAUGUUUUUUGAUUUGUAUGAUCUAGACUCACAACAGGACUGUCUGCUAUUAAAGGAUCUUCAGUCUUGCCAAGUCUAGGAACCUUUCUUGUCCAUACGAAACUGUGGAAGAAAAACCUUCUUUCCUUUCGAAGCUUGCUUAAUAGCUCCAUCCAAAAGCUUUCCUAAUAGGAGUUGUACUUGAAAGGGCAUACCACACAAGCUGUUCUUUAAAAACAAAUUUGCAUUCCAUGUCUUCAGUCACAUAGGCCUACAUGCUAUGUUUCUAGCAAGAUCACUAACCAGAUCAACGGAUGCAAAUUUAAAUUAAUUCUGCUGCACUCUUGAGCUCAAAAAGUGAUUCCAUCAUAGAGGUUCUGCAAACUCCUUUUUCAAUAUCUUCCUCUAGAAGGGCUAGCCACCUUAUAAGCGCUUUAGCCACAGAAGAUAAGGCUUUUGCUGGUACAUAAUUUUUACAUCAAUUCUUCCAUUUGGUCUCAAAUUUUACCCCUACAUCUAGGGGUAAAGCUAUGUUUCUGACCAAUUUAAUAAUGGAAGCGCAUUAAUUUGCGUGCUAAAUCCCAUGAAGAGGAAUCUUCUUCUGUAAAGUGAUUAAUGUUAGUCAUUUUUUCCUUAAAUGGUUACAUCCUUUUCUAGUUUCUUCCAUUCUAAUGGAAAAACAAAAAAGCUCCUUAAGUGCCUUGUGGACUGGAAAGGAGGGUUUCUUCAUUUUCAGCUCUGGGAAAAUGUUGGAUGAGGACGAUUUUACCUGGUCAGAUUCUUUCAACUUUAAUGUGUAUGUCACAGCCUUUAUCAUUUUUUCAGUUUUUACAAUCUUUCGAUCUUCUGCAGAAUCUGUAUUAUCUUAAGAAUACAUCCCUUCAAAUUUUUCAAUAAGAAAUUCAGCCUCAGAAAUAUCAGUGAAAUUUUUUCAUUAUCUAUAUCUUAUAAAUCUAGUACACUUGCUGGGACCAUUGUUGUUCCAUACUUAGGUCCACCACCAUCUGCGUCUAUUUUUAUGUUUCUUGAGAUUCCUUAGCAUGCUCUGCUGCAUCAUAUUGACAUGAGCUAAAUUUAUUCCCCUCUAAUGCAGAGGCAUGCACUUCUGUCAGACUUGUGGGACUUUUUUCCUCCUCUUCCUCUAGAUGUUCCAGGAGAUACAUGUUCAGGGACACUGCAAAAAAUCCAAAUUGUCCAGAAUUAGCUGAUUUAAGCACUAUUUUCCCUUGCUAAAAAGCUAAAGGAGCUUACCUUUAGUGCCUUGAAGGAGACCCCAUGGAUGAUCUAGAGGCAGACACAAAGACCGCUAAAAAUAGAAUAAGCAAAAAUGUGUGGGGGAAUAAACUUAUAUUGGAAAAAGAAAAAAGGUUACUACUUACCUGAACUAACACGCCGCCAAACAAAUGAGCCAAGAGCCUCAAAAGCAGGACCAGGAGAACGGGAGAUGUUGGGAACAGAAUUUAUAGAAGAGUUUGAAAAAAAUGUGCCCUGCAGGAGAUCUAGAAUUCUCCAAUCCAUAUAGUGCCAGCACACAUGCUCAGACAGCAGAACAAGAAUCAUUUGGACAUCAGAAGAAUGUGUGCAUUUGCUGAACAGAAUUGAAGAUGCUGCAAAAUCAGAAAGAGCAGGAGAGACGAGUAGAAUAAACUGCUGUUGACAAACAUGUAUAUAACCAAAGAGCAUUACUGUAAAAGCCCUAUAAUGCUAACAUGGAGGUCUCCAUAACAAAAACAAAGUUGCAGUAAAAGUUAAUCUCCAAUAACACUACGCGAAGGAUCCCUGCAAAUUUGAUAGAGUUCCUGUAACUAAGGAUAACCCUCCUCCCCAGUGGCUGUUCCUAAAUAAGUGGGGGCAUCCAAGAGAAGGAAGGCUGAUCUCUCUUGGGAAAUACCAAAUAAAAAUUAGCCAAAUCAAGCUAAAAUAAAAAGUUAGGUAAUAAUACAUUUACACAACCAAGAGAGCAGGAACGAAAUAUGGAGACCUAUGGAAAAUGUCUUAUCUAUAAUUAAUAUCCCGUCCUACACAGCCAAGUGGGCAUAGCUAACCCGGUUGUGAUGCUGACAUAGAUUUUUUUUUUUUUAUAUAUAUAUAUAUAUUUUAUAUAUAUAUAAUAUUAAUUUUUUUAAGUCCGACAUUGCAGGAACUAAAUUUCCUGGAGAGUGUAAGAAUUCAGGUACCAGUACUUGUAUCUCUCACAAACCACAGUAAAUAUUGUAGUAAAGCAUGCCUACUCUCUCUGGGUGCUUGUACAUAUUCAUGCAUCUUACUGUACCAGACAGGAAUUAUCCUACUGGAUUAAUCAGGAUGGCUGAAAGAGGGCAUCCUCUGAAUAUCAGCAAUUUUUUGUGAGCUUUGCUGUUGACAGGGGGCAUUGAAAUGAGAAGUUAGAACCUUUACUUGCCACAAUGGGGUGCAGAGCCUGAUUGGUAAGUUUCAUUUUCCUGUUAUGUUGUCUGUGGCAGUGGAGGGAGACAUUAAAAGAACACUAAAGGGUCAGGAACCAACAUGUAUUGCUGACCCUAUAGUGUUAAAAUCACUGCCUAGCCCCCCUUGCCCUCUCUUGCCUCCCUAAAUCUAUUAAAAUCGUACCUUUUUUCCAGUCUGCUGGUGUUGGCUCUGCCCCUGAUCUGCUGCCUUGACUGAUAUGUUAGAAAAGCAUUGGAUUGGCUGAGAUUGUCAAUUCUGAUGAUUUCAGCCAGGGCGGCUGGCAUGGGGUGGAGCUAAACGCUACCCUGGCCAAUCAGCAUCUCCUCAUGAGGGAAGUUCAGUGUCUCCAUGCAGAGGGUGGAGACACUGAAUGGCAGUGCUGCACACUGUGCAACACUGCCUCAUUAAGCACCUCUAGUAGCCAUCUAAGGCCAUUUGAAGUGCCCCUAGACUGUAAUGUAAACCUCCUUUUCUCUGAAACAUUAAGCUGUAGUUGUUCUGGUGACUAUAAAGUCCCUGUAAUUUAGUUGACUUUGCAUCUUAACCAGAGGUUAACCAUCCCUGUUACUGAACCAAAAAAAAAACCUUGUAUUUGAGCUAUAGCUUUAUUCCACUGCAAUUUAAGGGAUUCGCUUCAAAUUCCCCAAUACAUAGGGACAGAAAGGGCUUUAAUUUGAUGUGACAUAUGCUGACUUUCAGCCUGCAGCUCAUCAAAAGUCUGGGGCCACAAAAAAGACCCCCAACUGACAGAGGGAAGCCCCAGGUAUCUAUUGAGACCUGGUUUUCUUGAUGUGAGCAGGGUUUAGCCAUGCUCACACUACAUUGCUGUCUAUGGGGAUUUAAAUCCCCAGUGAAAGAACUGCAUGUUGAUCUCACUCUGAGCUUUGCAUGCAGCUAGGCUGUCAGUCUCGGGCUACUAGAAAUGGCUUCCACUGACAGAGAGGAGCCGCAGGUAUCUAUGGAUACCUGGGUUUCCUGGUGUGAGCAGGGGUUUAACCCUACUCACACUGCAAUCUAGUUAUAUGCAUAUAAAUGCCUAUUUAAAAAGCACUUUGCAUUGCUUACUUCAGGCACAGCAAACAGCUCAUCAAAAAAAGUCUGUGCCACUUAAACUGGCCCCAGCUGACAGAGGAGCCGUACCAGGUGUCCAUUGAUGUCUGUACUACCUGGUGUGAGCAGAGAUUUAACCCUGCUCACACUAAACAUGCAGGGUAUUUUAUGCAGCCUUACUUUAUGUAGAAACGCUCUAACAGCAUUAAGUGGUUAAAAUGCAGAUUUUUGUCACAUAUAGGGCCGGUGUAAUGAAAAUUAUGCACCAUCUGGAGUGUGGCCAUGUUAAAUCCCACAUCAGGUUGUGUUUGAAAGCCUCCUUAAACACACACACACACACACUCCCUUCAUGUUUUAUGAACCAUAGUAAAGCACAUCUGGUGAAAACUGAGAUCUACUAAUUAUUAGGAUAGAAUGUACUUCAGAGGUUAUUAUGUCACAUUUAGAAUAAAGGAAGAAAAGCAGGCUAGUGAAGUGUGGCUAUUUAUUCAUGAAGUUAAAACGAGGAGCUUUGGUAUGCAGCACUUUAUAAGCACUGGAAUUUUAAAUUGAACCCUCGGGGGGCUGGGACACUGCACAGCUCAUUGAAGUGGUCUGGGUGCCUAUAGUGUCCCUUUAAGUUUUGUAACUAAGCCACUGCAGUGUGCAAAUAAAGUUUCACCAGAAAGCAGUACUGGUUGAACCAUUGUUUUAUUAAUUUUAAAUAUUUUUAUUUUUUUUUAUUUAUUUUUUUACUACACAUCUGCUCCCAAACUCUGACUUUUCUUCUAGAUUUCCAGUUUCACCAUUCCCUUUUCCGCCCUCUUUCUUAUAGGGUGAAGUCCUGGGCAUCACUCGCUUUGGCUUGGCAAAGAUGAAGGAAAGCGUCUUGAUGUUGGCUUCCUUUGAGAAGACCGCUGAUCAUCUUUUUGAUGCGGCCUAUUUUGGACAGAAGGAUUCUGUGUGUGGUGAGAGAUCUCAGUGGUUAUGUAUUUUACCUAUAUUGGACUAUACUCUAAUAUCCGCUGCUUAAAUAUUAAAAACCUAACAGACAUUUUUUGGGGGCUGUUUUCCUACCAGUUUCUAAAAUUAAAGUCUUACUAUUGUCUUGAAACCCACCCAAAACUUCACUAAUACAGACACAAAGCCUUUUGCAAACAUGCAAAGCAUUGUGUUUUUAAGUUUAAUUUCUUUGUAUUUUUUUAAGCACCUAAAUAAUGUUUAAUCUCCCAAAUGCAGAAUAAAAUCAAUAUCAAGUAAAUUAGAGUAAAUUAUUAACUACCGUAUAUACUCGAGUAUAAGUCGAGUUUUUCAGCACAUUUUUUGUGCUGAAAAACCCCCACUCGACUUAUACUCGAGUUAAUGUCUGUAUUAUGGCAAUUUACAUUGCCAUAAUACAGACAAGGACCGCCGGGCUCAUUACAAGCCCGGCGGUCCUGUUGGGGGCUGACAGUGAGAGGUUACUUACCUUUCCUGCAGCUCCUGUCAGCUCCCUUCUCCGUGCAGCUCUUCUGACAGCUCCCACUGGAAGUCUCGCGAGAGCCGCGGGGUCACCGCGGCUCUCGCGAGACUUCCAGUGGGAGCUGACAGAGGAGCUGCACUGAGGAGAAGGGAGCUGCAGGAAGGUAAGUUAACUCUCACUGUCAGCCCCCCCCUCCUGCACAGCCCAUCCACUGGACCACCAGGGAGUGAGAGCCCCCCUCCCUGGCCAGCUAACAAGCAGGGAGGGGGGACAAAAAUUUUAUUUAAUUAAAUAUACAAAAAAAAAAAAUACAAUAAAAACUAUUAAAAUAAAAAAACUUAAAAUAUUAAAAUAAAAUAAAAUUAAAUAUUCAAAUAAAAGAAAAGAAAAAACUUAAUAUAAAAAAAUAAAAAACUUAAAUAUUCAAAUAAAAGAAAAGAAAAAAACUUACAAUAUUAAAAUAAAAAAUGUAUAAUAAAAAUGCCCUCCUUCCACCCAGUUCACAAACACACACUCAUACAAACACACACUCUGCAUUAUAUACACACACACUCCUACAAUCUGCAUUCUACACACACACACUCUGCAUAUAUAAUGCAGAGUAUGUGUGUUUGUAUGAGUGUGUGUGUAGAAUGCAGAUUGUUUGAGUGUGUGUGUGUAUAUAAUGCAGAGUGUGUGUUUGUAUGAGUGUGUGUGUAUAAAAUUCUAAAAUCACAGAAUUUCAUAGUCCCAAGUUUUACCCUCGACUUAUCCACGAGGCAUAGCAUAUUUCACAAUUGUUGGUCACAAACGUGCCCUCGACUUAAACAUGAGAUCGACUUAUACACGAGUAUAUACGGUAUGUAAAACCAAACAAUUCUGUACUUAUUUGUAAGCUAAAUGUCCGUGAGCAUUUCUUAAUUUGUCACUCACUCUCUGUCCCCUAGUAAAAGUGCAUAUUAUUAGAUACAACAUUUCUUCAUAAUGUUAAGCAGUAGAUACAUAUCACAUGGUGCAGGGGAGAAGUCACUUAAUCAAAUUAAUACCAAAGGAAAUGUAUUGAUACAAUAACAGAUGUUCUUCCUGCAGCAUUUAAAUUCUAUACUGAGGAAAGUGUUUCAAUUUGUCAUUGAUGAGCGCUCACUGACCCUCUUCUCUCACUAUUUAGGGGUCUCAGAAUGCAUCAUAAUGGGUAUCCCAAUGAACAUUGGAACUGGCCUCUUCAAACUUCUCCAUAGAGCAGACAAGGACACCAAUCCUCCCAAAAGACCUCUUAUCUUUGAUCAUAAGGAUUUUCACAUCCCUGUCAUCAGCACGUAGCUGGUCAAUCGUGAUCGAAGACAAACAUUUGUCCCUGGCGUUCUUGGGAGACUAUGGUUACUAACGGUGACAUUUUCACUUGAGCCCCUUUUAAUGCCAGGAAACCUGUGAUGCAUGAAGUGAUGGUGAAAUGAAAAACUAUAUUCUAUGUAGAACAGUUGUGUUGUAAAUAUAUUGUAUUGUAUUUCUAUGCUUCAAACAAAACUGUGGUUGUUUAUGAGAAGCGGCAGAGCACAUAUCUUGUCCCAUAACUUUAGUUGCACUCUCCGGAUCUUGAAUACGCAGUUUUACACUGGUGACGUUAUGGAGUUGGAGGGAACUGACUGAACGCUGGGUGUUGGAACAAAUCAAUUCGCCUGAAACUAUAAUUAUAUAUUUGUUUACACUACUGUGUGUUAAAAUCUAAAUGGCACACUAUAACUUAAACAUACAUAAAACUGUGUUGUAACAGGUCUUUUUAUUUAGACCAUGCCUAACCGUUAGCUAUGAUGUGUUUAUACAGAACACAACACAUCCGUGUGCUUUCGCCCUCUUUAUAGGUAUUUUAUUAUCUAAACUGUACAAAGUGGCGGCUGGGUGGGUGAGAUAAUCUUCAGUGUUCGUUUCGUAUUUUUAAGAACUGUAAUUGUAGCCUUUGUUGGAAGCACUUGAGUAGUAGCUAGCUUGUUAAAUGCACCUUGUUUAAAAGGCAGAGAAAGAGUUUAUUAGCCCCCAUUGAAGGAUUGCAUGUCUUGCCUUCUAUACUUAACACUGGUGGUAGCUCUGUUACUACCUGCAGUAACUGAGUUAAGCAUUUCAGAUUAGAUUACACUAGUUAAAAACCACAUUGUUAUGAUAGUUUAGACCAUCGUUGGUCCUUAAACAGAUAACCUUGGCAGAAUAAAUUACCCAGUGAUGCUGCAACAAUAUUUACAGGCCCUGUGGGUUUCCAAAGAUGAUGUGUGAUGUUGUGUGCACUGAAUGCCCUCCCACCCAGAAAAGUAGUACAUUUGCCACCUAUGUGAUUCUAAAUAAUUUAUGUAAAUCGACCUGUCCUCUAAUGACUGGUGCUUCAAAGAUCAUCCCUCUGUUCUGCACUGCGUUAUCACUGCACUCAUUGCACUAGAGAACUGCAGUUAUUAACCCUUGUACAGCAGAUCAAAAGGGAGUUUCAAACCAUUCAUGGAGAGAAUGGCAUGUAAGAUUGAUUAAAGUGUAAAUCAUUAGAAUUUCUUAUAUCACCUGAAUGUUUUCAGUUUGCCUUGUAGUGUAGGACUUCUCAUUCUCCUCCUAGGUCACAGGGCUGUGUCUUGGUUAGACAGCUAAUAGAAAUGACAGAUUACUUUGGAAGGAAAGUUCUUUAUUUAAUUUGGUUUGGUAUGUGCAAAGUUAACUUAUGUUACUGUAAAUAAAAAGUAAGAUAAAAAUCA
Pelobates cultripes (western spadefoot toad) is the source of this 62449-nucleotide messenger RNA. NCBI's taxonomy places the organism in Eukaryota, Metazoa, Chordata, Amphibia, Anura, Pelobatidae. The record is from the annotation of a GenBank genome assembly.